Molecule: messenger RNA, 85543 nt
Organism: Xyrichtys novacula (pearly razorfish)
Lineage: Eukaryota; Metazoa; Chordata; Actinopteri; Labriformes; Labridae
Source: the annotation of a GenBank genome assembly
GGAGGAGCAGGACGAUGGUGCGCGUCUCUCUGAAGCCUUGAUGAGGAUUUAGUUUUUGCCGGAGCUGCCCCCUUUAGUGGCCUUCAGGAUGUACGGGGAUGGAGAGGGCACGGUGUGGGACCGGGUCGGACGGCCCCACAGGGACUGUAUGUGCUACCUUGGACCUCCGACCACUUUGAUGCCGAUGUAAGACAUUUAAAGUUUUACUGAUGCGCUGCAGCCGAGCGAGAGAGGCGGGCUGCACCUGUUGCGCACAAGGUUUCCAAAGCUUGAUCGAUGAAGGAAAACGACUUUAUGAGAAAAGAUGUGAAUCAUGUUUAUUUUUGUUUGUGUACAGAAAAACGGAGGGAAAACUGUUUUUAAUGUUUGCAUGCUUAGAAACAGCACCGAAAGACAUUUUCGGGGAAUGUUUAAGAUUUGGAUGCACGUUUUACGCACAGAAUUGUCAGCGUUGCAUGUUUUUCCUUCACGUGUUUGUGGUUUCAUAACAGCCAAGUGGAUGACAGCUUACAAAUAUUCCACUAUUUCAGACAGAUAACAUCACUUGUACGAUAUUAAACGAUUCUUUAAGCUUAACCUCACCGUUUUGUUACACAAUAACCGGUAUUAUUAGGCUAAAUGUGUAUUGCGUUUUAAAAUGAUAUUCCAGGAGUAUUGCUGGAUGUAGCUGUGCGCUCCAGUGCCUUUACAUGCUGUCACAAGUGUUUCCUCUAAUCAUGAUCGAUCCAUUAGUUUCGCAUUACUCCUCCUGUUACAUUAUAGGCUUUAUAAUGGGGGCUGCACACUGCAUAGUAUACAACAGUUGCAGGAGCAGUCACUUUCACUUAACGUCUUUCAUAGUGUUGUUGCGCGGAUGCAAGACCAGUGAAGGAUGAAGAUUUCUGGGUUGUGUGGAGGCGCUUCAGGGGCCCCAAACGCCAAGCUCCCAGGAACAAACAGCGCUGAUUCUCCUAGUUUAACUUAUCCGGUCUUAUGCAAGGUUUGCAGUCUCUCUAUUACUUCUUUAAACACCCCUGUGCUACCCUUUGUUCUCUCUCCCCAGCGGGAUGCGCAAGUCUCCCGACGUGAGCCCCAGAAGGCUUUCGGACAUCAGCCCUCAGCUCAGACAGCUCAAGUACCUGGCGGUAGACGAGGCCAUCAAGGAGGACCUCAAGUCCUCGCGUUCAGUUGAAGACAUCAACAGCGCGUCCAUAGAGGAGCGGAUACUGCGCAUCACCGGCUAUUAUGGAUACCAGCCUUGGAGUGCGAGCUACAGCAGUGAGUCUCUUACAUUACAUCUAGCUGUUCUGUGACUUUUGGCCAGUGAGAGGUGUUGGCCCACACAGCCAGGCCACUGGACUCUAGAAGGUUUUAGAUAACAUGAAAAUAGUGCAGCGGAGCUUCACUUAGUUGUUGGAGGUGUCACAUGUUGCACUCAAGCUGACAUGGUUAAAAGCUUCAUGUGGGAGGAUGAAAUGAAAGGACUGGAACCUCUAGUUGAAUGGCUGCAUGUGGGAGAACAUGUUUCAGUUUGUAUCAUUCUAAUUAGUCAUCUUUAUCCCAUUUAGUCCACACAUCUCUUUGACAGAGAAACCCUGAAAAAGUAAAAGAACACAAGCAAAACAGUCAACAAUACCAAGUGUGUAGUUUAAAGAGACACUGAGUGACAAAAAUGAGCAUAAAAACACACUAAAAGUUUCAAACAUCCAGAGUUAAGCAAUGCUUUUUGAAAUCUCCUGUGUUUUUCUUCCAAGAACAUGCAAAGUGAUGUGGAUAUUCAUAAUUCUGGACUGAACAUCAUGCCACUCAAAGCAAGAGUUAAUAUUAAUAUUUAAUGUUUUUCUUAUUAUUGAUUGGACAGCUAAAGAGAGACAAAAAUGUGGGGAGUAUAGGGUGAGGGCAGCAAAGGGUCAUGGGUGUGAGUCAAACUGAGGACUGUAAGGGGUGUAAAUACCUUAUUCAUUGAUUCCUUGAUGAAUAAACACAAAUAUUGAUUUAUUUUCUCCCUUUUUGUUUCCCUGUGCAGUGGGAAGAAUCAUUUUGAGCUUUUGAAUUUGAAUUUUCAAGGUUUUCUGUCUUCUACAAGAGAAAAAAAUGCUCUCAUCAAAGUCCCUCGACAGUUUUUGCCUGGAGGCUGCCAGAACAGCAGACAAUUUAUUGGAGAACAGCACAUGAAUUUGGAUUCUGGCUUGAGCUCCACCUGUAGAAACACGAUGAAUUAAACUUAUAUGAAAUCUUAUAAAAAUGAAGGAUUUGUUAGAAAAACCUGCAAGUUCCAGAGCGAUAUAAAAUAAUCCAGUGACUUUUAACUCCUGAUGUACCAAUAUGAAAGUCAGCGAGAGGUAUUUUAUUGGGUUGUAGGAUUUCACACAGAGGAUGGCACCCAAAUGAGAGAGCAACAACUUCAACACACAAAGCAUACAUAGUGAGGUGGACCCAGGUUAGUGGGCCACUUUGUCCCUGAUCAAAUCUAAUAGUGUAGUGGAGUUUACAAACUUUGUUUGUAGUGCUGGUUUGAUCAGAAAGAUAUUUAAAUUUAUGAUAAGAGCUCGCAAACUUGUGGUGGAAACACUCAUCUCAGCAAACUCAAAUACUGUACAGUAGGGGUGGGACAAAAAAUCGAUUCACAUAAGCAUAGUGAUUUUUUGUUCUAUGAUUUCUAAAUAGAUUUUUAUGUUCCAGGAUCUUCAAAUGUAAGAAUAAAUCUUAAAAACUGACUUACAUGUGAUGUGUAUUUUUGGGGAAAUAUGGUUUCUGGAAUAGUCAGUAGACAAUCAUAAUCAUUCAGCUGUUUCACUGGUGUUAAAGACGCGGACUAAAGAUUGAGAAAAUCGACAGUUAAAAUCGAAUCUGCUGUGUGGCCAGCAGGAGGCAGUGGUGAAACCAUUCCAUCAAAACCAACAUGUUUAGGAGGGGACAUAAAUGUAAAGUUCUUCCAUGCAGUCCAGGAAGAAAACUUGAAAGAAUUAACUCAAACAGUUGAAGUUAAGAUAAGCAAAGACUACUUUGUCCACAGGAGGGCGCCAAAAUUAACCAGAACUGAAAGUUCCUUACAGGAGCUUUAAAAUACAGUAAGAAAACCACAGUUGAAUUACACUGAAGGGAGACAUUUGUGACUUUCUUACUCUUUUAUAUACCACUAUAGAAUAGCAGAUAACAAAACGGUAUAAUUGUUCAUUUCAGUCUGCUUCAUAACCAGAAAGAGUGAAUGCACAUGAGGUUUCAGUCCCCACAACGCUGCCCUCUUUCUUAAAAAAUAAUCUCUAAAUCUACACCCACUUUCACUCUGACAGUGAGUUGCUGAAGCUUCACUGUUGCUGCCAGUUGCAGCAGCAGCCUUGUUUGCUUGACCGGAGCUUGUUGAGCUUGAACAGUGUGAAUGUCGCUCUGAGCAGUUCAAAGUUGCCAACGCAGCUCUUCUUCUCCUGGUUAUAUUCUGUAUCCUUAUCACUGCUGUAAAUUUGCAUCAUGUUGUCUUACUGGUGAACAGCUUCAAGCACCCAGGCUGGGUUUGCUGUUGCUCCCAGCUGAAUGACAGAUCCCAGUCGUGCCUCUCUUGCUCUGCAGCUCUUUGCCUAUAGGAGCUCUGUGUUGCCACGGUGGUGUCAGAACAAAUUGAGAUGGUAAUAACAAGCUUUUGUUCUGUUGUUUGUUAUCGUUGCUCUGCCGGGACUGCACUCAGAGGGACUUUGCUGGCUGAUGAUUUGAGGCAGGUUGAAAAGUCUGUACAUUUCACAUGAGGGACUGCAAUAUUAAAGAGCUUAGAGGCUACUUCAAAAUUCAUAAGCCUAUACCUAACAUCAGAACGCCGCAGACUUCACAGGACAGCAGCUGCUCAGACCUGAAUUUGCUUCUUUCCUGCUCCUGUUGGUGCUGCUGUGACGAGGAAGAGGACAGGGAAGUCAGUCAGUAUAUCCCACUGCUGUUUCUUUCGAAUUUAAGUUUAGACGACUGAAUCAAAAUUAAAAUGUUUUUUUUUUUUUAAACUGUUUAUGCAAUAUGUUUUUCUCUACUUUCAUACACUUACACUAUUGUGGAGACUAUUAGAUAGAAAUAGUACUUUAAGCAUUAAACUGACCUCUAACAUUGUAUUAAACUGAGGUGGAGCCAAACCUUUAAAGCCCUAUAUUGCAAUAUUUUGUAUGGCAAUAUUGAAUUAAAAUGCAAAAUAAAUAGUACUGAUUAACUCCCUUUAUGAGGAAUUACAAAAAAGAUUUUAAGAGGCUUUGCAGCAAACAAAGUUCGACUUCAGGGUCACAUUUUAUCUCAAUCUGCAGUGACUUGGUUUUGGGAACAGGGUGGACUGACUGGUUCAAAUCCCUGCAAAGUCUGGACCUUGAGCUUGUAGCUGGAGAGGUGCCAGUUUAUAUCCUGAGCACUGCUGAGGUGUUUCUUGUCCUUCACUGCUGAGGGAGCCGGUCUGUGUGUGUGCAGCCCCCUUCACUCUUUAUGCAGGUCUUGUGUGUUCAUGUGUGCAUAUUUCUGGCCUGUUUAUUUUGCGGGUACAAGAAGGUGUAAAAAAAUGUGUUCCCUGCAGGGAUUUGAAAUGUAUGCCUUUUCUCUCUACCUUCAGGGUCAUUAUCUAUGCAAAAAUAACACAAGGGUCCAUAAAUACUGCAUAUAUUCAUUAAAGCAUAUUCCCCACAAGGUUCCCUUAUCAUGCGUUUGGUGAGCCAAGUAAUACCCAGUCUGAAAUGUGUUUUUUUUGCAUACAGGUAAAUAACGCUCUUUCAUUGGUUAGAACUUUGCUCAGACUGAUUCAUGAACCCAUUAUUAUAACAGCUGCUGUAGAGCAGAUAUAAUAGCCAUUUGCUUUUUAAAGUGGUUUCGUUUUUGUGAAACCAAAUGAGAGUUUUGACCCCGUCCCUCCAUUUUCCAAUCAUCAUACAAACACUUCAUGUUAAAUAAACAAGCAGCUUGGUUUGAUUAGGAAUCAUAAUGUUCAUGGAAGGAGGAGAAAUGCUCAGUGUACUACAACACAAGAGCCUCACUACAGUUCGAAUUCUGAAAUACGUAAAGAAAACAGAGCGGUAAAGUACAAGGCAGCAUGAUGAACACUAAUAAGAGAGAGGAAUAACAUUAACUGUUAACUGUUGUAGAGCUGGUUGUGUCUCCAUCAGAAGACUGUCGGUUCAAAACCGAAAUCCCACCAAAAUAUCCUCAGACUAAACUCCCAAGCUGCUCUGAAUUGCUGUGCCAUCAGUGUGUACAUGGUUAGAUUGGACCGAUGGAGCUUUACAUAGCAGCCUCUGCCAUCGGAGUAUUAGACUCACUGAGCAAUAGAUGUCUAUUUUCUUUAGGCCCUUAUUUCAACCAUCUAGAUUCUGUAUAUUUUUAGACAGAAUUUAAAAACAUUGCACUUUAACACAUUAUUCAAUAACAUUUAGACAUCCAAAAAACUUUAAUUUUUAGACCUGUGGAAGCCUGAUUUUAGACCAGUCAUCUAGGCUACACUUGGACGUCUAUUAGACCUCUUAUAGACCAAAACAUGCUCAGUGGGAAGUGGUGUUAAUAGAUCAUGUAAUGUAAAAGUGAAGACUAGAGAAUGCAUCAAUAUAAACACAGUCCAUUUACCCGUCUAUUUUUACACUGAUGAGCUAAAUUAAGAUGGGAGUUUGACUCAACCCCAGGCCACCCUGUCCACUUGAACCACUUACAUCGUGGGCUAAUUCAGCUAGCCUACAUCGCCAUUUUUAGGGCCAGUGAUGUUGAAGCUGCUGUGAUUCACUCAUUAGCUGAAGGCUACAGGAUGUAUGCGAUUUUGGCUUUUGCUUUCUUUGAAUGUAUGGAAACACACCGCCUUAAUCUUGUCACACUGGCAACUUAGGUGGCUAGUCAACAAUUGUCCCUUACAGGUGAACAUGUUACCUACUUAGUUGUGUUUCGGUACAUCUGCAACAAGGGCUGUUCUCUCUCUAAUCUCCCGGCUGAGAAGAAACAUGUAGAUGGUUGCUUUGUGCAUCAUAAAGGAUGCUGGGAUAUCAUAUUUUGCAGACGGCUGCACAUCCCUAAAACAUUUUAAAGGAGUAUGGGUUAAAAAAAAAGCUGUGAAGUAAAACAAGGAUUUUUUUAGGAUGUCUGCAGGCUUAGCUGUGAGACUUAUAUCAUGGCUCUUGUUGGGGUGUUGCACAAAAAUGUGGGCCGAAAGCAAAGGUGGUCUCUGGGGGCCUCUUAACAACCGUUUAUGGGCCACUUCAACACAGGACCCUGCAUACUGUGUACCCCCUUUUUUUUCACCCCAGUUCAUUGGUGUUUAUGGCUCUCUGAAAUAUGAUACAACAUUAACCAAUAAAAUCUAAAUACAAGGCUAAUAUAAUUUGGAUUACACUUGUAACCAUGUGUUCUCAUAAAGCAGCCUGUAACCACCUUUAUUACUGCUCAUCUUCAGGUCUUAAAAGCUUUAUCAAUAUUUGAUAAAUCAGAGACACUAAUCCGCAUAAUAGGUAUGCUGUCACUACUUUCUCUGCAUGCAUGUGUAGAUUGCAAUAGAACAUAAUUUCUCUCCCACAUGCAGUGUUAGGAGGUAUUAAUCCGUCUGAAUUAUACUAGACAACAUUAAAAACACUGUAUGUGGGCUACGUGUUUGCAGGCUUAGUCUUGAAAUGUUGCUCAAACAGCAUGCUGCAUUUCUUUGAAUACAUAUAUCUUCGUGUGUAUGUGUGUGUGCGUGUGUGAUUAUGGAAGAGAUGCACUGAGAAUAUAGAAAAGUGCACCAUACAGAGAUAAUAGCAUUUAAUUAAUGGACUCAUGUUGCAAUCUGAACAUUUCCUGUUGAGCCACAAUGUUGCAUCAGAAAGUUUUCCGUGAGCGUAGCUAUCAGGGGAGACGUGGCCUGAGACUUAUUUGAUGUUGUGUUUCGCCUUUCAGGAAAAUGUCCACUUCACUUAAAGCUAAACUAUGACAGGAUCUGAACCACAAAAGUUAAAGUUAUAGGCAGAAUCAGCCCCCCUUUAGUCUUAACGUCUCUAUCCACCUGCGAGUAGAAAGCUAAUGGCUACAAGAGUGUGACUGCUGCUGACGGCAGCCACUUCACAGAGAGGUGGGAGGCCGAGUAAUUCACAGCGGGGUGCAAAGAGAUUUCUGUUUGUUUCAUUUAGCUUUCCAAUCUGGCGCGUGUGCUCUUCACACAGGAGUAAGCAGAGCGAGCCAGAAAGUGAAACAAGUAGUAAGCGUCGACUGGGCUGAGGAUGAAAGGUUGCUUCUGUGACUCAGCUUUUCUCUGGGAGUUAAUACAUCAUCUGAACGCUCUGAUUUUGAGUCUGCAGGGAUAACAAACAUGCAGGAUGCUGUAAUAUCCCUCUGAGCAGAACGGAGCCAAAUACAUGAAAACUGCGCUCAGUUAUCAAACCUGCCUCCGAGUCACUUUCCCCUGAGUGGUGUGCAUGCCACCUCCAAGCAGAAUUAACCAAGAGCUUUGCUUUUGAUGUUGGAGAUGUAAGUGAAUUAUACGACAGGUUUGUCCCUUUUAUCCCAGGAUGCCUCAGCUCUGCUUUGGGGCUGCAUUUAGCUUAGACCAAGUAUGACGCUGCAAUCUCUUUGACUUGUCUUUCAGAUAUAUCUCUGCUCUCUGUCAACUGCAGUAGACUGAUAAAUAUAGCCAGACUGCCAAUUAUUAAUUCUCUUUCCUAACAUACCAAACUUCAACAGAAAAACAGUCUCUGUACUUUAUAACCAGCUGAAUAGAGAGACACAGGGAUUGAAGUCUGAAUCAAAGAAAAGGUCACCGGUUUCUGCAGAGAGGUCACCAGAGAGAAGCUGCAAUUUCUCUUUUUCUCUUUUCCUUUCUUUUUUUGCAGGAUAUUGCUUUAGUUUUUGUUCUGUUUCUAUAUGUCAAUUUAUAAAGCUCCUGCGUCACAGCCAAGUUGUGCAAAGUUGGAGAAGAAGAUCCUUUAACACUCAGGGUAAAACUGUAGAUCAAUAUUUCUAUCAGUGCCGCAGGAAUUUGGAUGUAUUCUCUAAUAUAUGCUCAUUCACCAUGACGGAUUACUUCUGCACUGCUCAAACAAAUGUCAUCUUAUAAAACCUUCCCACAUCAUGAUUAAUAAAACAUCACCAAAUGUCCUCUUUGCAAACUGAUUAGAUUUUAGCCCGGGACAGAAAUUGAAUUUGAUAUCACAGCUGCAGGUUAACUCUCAAAGACAUAAAAAAAACUCUUCUCACUCGCUGGAGGAAAUGAAAAAUAAAAACCUCUGCUCAGAUCCAGAGUGUCAUCUCUUUUUCUUUCGCCUGAAGGUUCGUCAAGACAUAAAACACUCAAAAAUGUUCAUCUAAAAUGAUACCAGUUAAAUCAUUUUGAAUUAAGAGCUUUAGGGCGUCUACUUUAUCGUAUCAUUUGACUUAAUUUCUCUCACAGUUUGAAUGUUUGUGAACUUGUGUCAUCAUUACUCAGAGACAUAUAAUUCUGUCCUAAGGUAACGUUAUACUUUUAAUUGGUGUUCAGUCAUUAUGUCGUUUUUCUUUUUGUUUUUCCAUCAUUGAAAUUUUAUUUCCUCUGCAAGGUAUGACCCUAUAAUGCCAAAAAAGUUUAGACAUGGUGUGAAAAGUUUAUUUUUAAAGUAUUACGAUGAUUUGUAAAUCAUUUAAACACAAUAUUUGGUUAAAAACAUAUCAAAUGUUACACCUAAUUUUCUCUAAUCAAAAAGGAAGGCUCAUUUUUAAUUCAAUAAAGACUGUCUCCCAAGUAUUUAGGUGGCUUUGCAGCAGCUUUUUAACAUGAAUGGGUAUAAAAAAGACACUCCAGAGAGGGUCAGUCCCCUAGAAAUAAAAAUGGGAAGAGGUUCAUCAUUCUGUGAGAGACUGUGUUAGCAAAUGGUAAAUGAUCCUCAGAGUAAAAUUGCAAAAGAAACUAGGGAUUUCAUCAUCUACAGUAUAUGAUAUCAUUAAAAAUCUAGAAACCUCUUUGCAAAAUGGGAUAAGUCCAAAAAACAACACUGAUUGGUUGAGAUUUUAGGGCCUUAGGUGAUACUGCAUUGAUACCAGUCAUGACUCUGUAGUGGAAAUCACCGCAUAGGCUCAGAAUGAUGUCAGAUUGAUGAUGUAAACACAGUUUGAUGCAUCCACAAUUACAAGCUCAAACUAUAUAACUAGAGAUGGAAGAGGAAAGAAAAUAAGCUUCUUUAAGAUACACUGAUUAAAAGUUGACUUUCAUUACUGCAGCAUCUGCUCUUUAGAGGACAGUGACCACCUGGCUGAGUCCAAAGCCAACUUUGCAGAUUUAAGUUUUUGAUAUUGUUUUGAAAUUCAUUCAUCAAUCCAAAAGUUUACUAAUUGUUGGGGUGGAUUUCUAAGCUUUUCUGGGCUUGAGAGUCAUGUUGAAUAAUUUCAGCGACCUUCUCUUAGAUUAGACCUGUCAUUUCUCUGUGACACUAUCCCUUUUCAGUUUGUGAAGUCUCACUGAGAUGUGAAACAUUUUCCAGACAAACAGACUUUGUUCUGUGUCUGAUUUACUCACACUAUCUAUAACAAAUGAAGCAUCCCCUCUGGUGCAAAUUUAGAGCUCCACGAGGCAUGAAAUGAGGUUGGAUUCUAUUUCAGGCUCAGGGUUUGGGCAUAUUGAGUCGAGACAGUGGAGCAGGUUGGUGAAGAGGGCCUUUGAGAGUAUGUACACAUUCACUCCAGGCAGUUCUAGAACAGCUGGAAAGGACGGAGCAGGUAUGUGCCCACUGUCACUGUCAACUACUUUCAACUCUGCUAGAGUCUAGGAGGGAGAUGGUAUUAGUGAUGCAGGCUCAUGCUUACUUUUUCCCAGUAUCUCAUGGACAAACCAUUCAUAUACUGGGUUUUUAAACUCCUCAAAGACAGAGUAGAUGUACAGGCUUUAGUAGGCAUGUGCUCAUAUAAGCGUGCUCGGUUUACCAUCAACAAACAAGCGAAGGAUACAGCUCUCACUUUGUAGAGGAGCUUUUGUUCUCCUCUCUUUGGGGUGUAAUCAACAGCUGAGUGCAACAAGCCUGAGCGUGUUGUUUUUAGAAAUGCACUCUGAGAAAUGUAGGUGACAACGAGCUCACACAAAGGUGGAUGCUUCUCCUGUGAGAACACCGGCUCCUUUCAGAAAUAAGCAACUUUACUUGUGGAGACAUUUUAAUUUUACCAUACGCCCACAUGUACGAGCUCAUGGUGCAAUUGGAUUUUUCACUGGUGCACUAUUCAACAUCGUAGAAAGUGCCGCAGCAGAUGAAAAAACCAUUGUUCUUUCCUUAUUAUCAUAACUGUAUUUCAAAAAUGUAGUUAUGUAACAGCAGUCAACACAAGGAUUGCACUGGUGUGAUAGAGUAGAUUUGCUCAAGAGUUGUUUUGAAGACAUUUUCUCUCUUAUCUUUCACUUUCUAUUGUCUUAAAACUGCCGACCAACCCAGACGCAGUAAAAUUAUAACACUUUCUUGGUUUUCCUACUACUACAAAGAAUCAAUCGUGAAAUAAUGGCAUGAGUGUAGCAGAAAAUAUCUGCCAUGCAAAUAUUUUACACCGCCGCACACCUCUUAUAAUUCUUUUGCUCCUUUGUCACAGACCCACAAAGAUAAAUUCAUUGAUUCAGUGGGUAGAGACUCUCUUUUUGUGUGAUGUGAAGCUAUCGCGCUGUGUAUUCGACUGGAAGAUGAAACCUUUUCAACCUUGAUCUACUGCCUCCCCAUCUGUAGCCCUGACUCGAGCCAAGCGGCUGCACGCACAAAGCAGGCACAAGUCGUGUCAUGAAGGCUGCUGUUCAGUCAAGGGGCAAGAUCUAGAUCUCCUUCUGUAGACAGAGUCACUGUUACACACAAAUUUGUUCACAUGCACGUUCAUUCAAACAAAGACGGAGUAAAAAGAGAUAAAAAGAAAUGGAGCAGUAAAGUAUCUAGACAAACAUUUCAUUUCCCUGUAGGUUUAAACCUCAUUAAUGUUCUUAUUCCUUCAUGCAUACAUUUUUAAAAACACUCCUACAUGUUUUAGUGAUAUGCAUGACAUCCAACAUACUGAGAAAAAAAAUUGUUUUCCCAAGAGAUGUCAUCGCCAUGUUUUUAAUAUUUUAUGUAAAUGGCAUGAGGGAAAUACAUUUAUGAGUUUGGGGUUCAUACCACAUCCAUAUGGUGCACAGGCCAGCAUCUGGCAUGUUGUGUGAUUGGUAUUAUUCAGAGUGAAGGGGUAGGAAUGACUGCUGUGAUGGCGUUCAUUGGUUUUGCAGGGGUGUGGCCAGAAUUUUUGACUGGGGUACUGGCCUUUUGCAGGGGUGGCCAUGUAAACACUAGUUUGUAAAGAGAAUCAUAGUGGUGUCCACUUCACAUAAUCAUUGAUAAAUCUUCUCAGAGGAUAGAUGUGGUUCAAUAAAAUGUAAGUAAUGGUCAUGGCCCUCCCUGGUAGGGAUGGGAAUUGUUAAGAAUUUCUCGAUUCCGAUUCCAUUAUCGAUACUGCUUAUCGAUACAAUUCCUUAUCGAUUCUCAUUGAGUGAGAAAUAAGAUAAUACAAAUGGGUUUGUUCUCAUUAACUCUUUAAUAUUGUUACCUUUGGACAGUAAAUAUGGCAUAUCCAUGCACUAAUAUUUUGUGAUGUGACCUACCCUUUGACCCCAAAUUUGGUCACAGCUCAGUGGCAUUCGUUUGUCUUCACCUUUGUCAUUUUAGUCUUCCCUAACUCGAUAAAAGGGGCUACCAAAGGUGCGCGAGAGCUACCUCUGCAGCCUCUAAACUAGUGUGAGAGCCAACCUCUGAGCUAGCGUGACUCUGGCAGUCAUUGUCAUCUAAAUGUAGUUUGAGAUGAAGAGAGGGCUUAACAUGGCGCUAAAAUCUACACAACAGACAGGACCUGGAGGAGUUAAACGUUACCUUUUAGCAUUUAAAGCAGAUGACACUAAGACGUUGGCUCCGCUCCUACUUUUGCCUGUACCAGUCUCGCCUUCACUAAGUAGCGUAUCAAAUACGUUACACUUCCGCAUAUUGGAAGUAUUUCCCCCUUCAAUUAAAGUUUUGGAAGUGUUGCAAGUAGCUCCGGUAUCAUCUUUUCGUGUGAAAUACAGCCAAACUCUGGAGUGCUUUUGCCUCGACACCAUGCUGUUCAGUUCUGAACCAACUUACACUUCUCGUGUACUACACAUCACGCAUAGAUUCCUCAUAUAUUUCUAAGGAAUUGAAUCACUGGGAACCGGUUCUAAAAAAGAACGGGAUAUCCAUUCUCAUCCCUACUCCCUGGACACCAGCUUUGGCUUUGCUUCCUUUAAACCUGAAGACUGCAUCUACUCCUUAUGUACAGUGUACGUUGUAUUGGUGCCAAUAACUAAGGUCUUACCAUCCACCUCCAGCUGAGGCAUUGUUCAUGCAGGAGUUGUGAUCUUGUCUGCUCUCGAAGAAAGUCAGCAAAGAAAAGAACAAGCUCUCUAUUCAGGCCAAGAGAUAUUUUUGAGGGUGUAAUUUAGGCUUAUCCUGAUUAAAGCUUGACUACAGGCUGGGUAGAGUACAGAGCAUGUUUGCCCAGCUCUGUUUAAAUCAAACAAGGAGAAAAUAAAUCUGGCUCAACAUGUUUAAAAAUGUAUAAAGAUCUAUUCAUGUAUGCUUCGGAGAAGUGUGUUCAAGCUUUAAAAGAAUUUUCAGAUCUUUGAAAACAUAGUCAGCAGCGCAGCCUCUCAUCACAAGCGUAUCCGGGCCUUUCUUUACCUAUCUUUUGUACGGUAAAGACUUCCUCUGCUGUGUAACUUCACAUCCAUAAUUGAUCGGGAUGCAUAGAUCAUCUCACACCUGCUCCAGAGGUGCCACCUGUGCACGGUGGACUGGAGGAGCUGUAAAUCAGCUCUAACACUUUGAAGAAGAAAGCCGCAUGUCUUGUCGCUGUCAGCUGCUCAUCUUUGCUCUUGGUGUCAUUGAAAGUGGUGUAGAUUACCAUAGAAAGAGGUGCAAAGGCAGAGGAGCAAAUGAGACCGCCGAUUCAGGGGGUUUGAAACAGCACCAUGGAGGAGAGUCGGUCUCAGAUCACAGUGGGAGAUUUCUUCUAAGGCACCUUUACUACUUCCUGCACAGGGAUCAUUUUCUUAAUUGCAGGCAGACAUAUUUGAAUUUAUUUCUGAGUGGCAGUCUAGCUCAAAUUUAAGACAAUAAUAAAUAACAUCUUAAGAACUGCAGUUCCUUUGAUGGCCACUUGGAGUGGGCUCCAAGUGAGAGUCAAACCUCCAUAAGGUUUCAUAUUGAAACACACAAACAAACAAACAAGAGACUUUUCAGGGCACGCAAAUUAACUCAGAUUAAGAACUGACUGCAUCAGGACCUGGGACAUGAGGAGGAGGACUCAGAUGUAGGGUGGCACAUGUGUUGGUAAUGAAGACUUGAUUCAGACUCAAAGACAAGAAUUGAGAACUCGGCCCUCAUUUCAAGUCUUUUAAGUCUUGAUACAGACUUAGACUGCGGUAAUGAGGACUCCGCUUAGACACAGGAAAUGGGGACCCAACUCAGACACUGACAAAAACAAUGAGGACUACAUCUGGACCUGGACACAGGACACAACUUAGAGGUAAAGAGGACGCCACUCACCCCCAAUUUCCACCGCCUCCGGAACACCUCCCAAAAGGCCGUAUCCGCCGAUCGUAGCUGAUCGUAACCAUUCAAGUCAUUGUGUCAAUUUCCACGGGCUUCAUUCUGUUUGCUGCGCAUCGCCAGACUCUGCAGCUCUCGCAAGAGUUCUAUUUUUUCCGGAUGCCAGAGCAUGCCGGAUAAAUUCAGACCAAAUUAACCAGUGCUGGAAAGAAAGUCGGGCCGUUUCGGAAUGGAGCCGUUCCACUUGAGGUGGAAAUCCCGGGUUAGACUGAGACAGAGGCCAUUGGGACUGGACUUGGUCUUGAACAUGGGUAAUGAGAGCUUGACUUGGACUUGGACUUGGACACAGGUAACUUGGUUUUGGACUUGAAAUUAGACACAGCUGAUGUGGACUUAUCUCAGAUUGGGACACCAGAGAAGGGGACUCAUCUAAGAUACAACCCAACUUGAUCUCAGAUCCAAGUGAUGAAAAUCCGACUUGGGCACAGAUAAUAAGGACUCAUCUGAGACGCAGUUAAUGAGGACUCUAUUUAGACUCGGAUCUAGGUAAAAAGGACUCCGGCACAGGUAAUGAGGACUUGACUCAAACUUGGACACAUAAGAAAAGAACCUAACUGGGGUUCAAACACCAGCAAUGAGCAGUCAGCUUGGCCUCAGUAAUGAGGACUUGACUUGGACACCACCCUAGGUUAAGAUGAAUCAGCUUGAAAACUAGUCAUGAGGAUCAGACUUGGACACAGGUAAUAGGGAUUUGACUCAAAUUCCUCUCUGUUGACUCCACCUGGAUUAAAACCCUGAGGACUUGAGACUAGACUCAGACUUGGGAUUUGAUGACUCGACUAGAACCUUUUGUAUUUUCUGUGUUUUUCAGUAGAGUCUGAGGGAGUCAACCAGCUGAUUUGAAGCUGAUGACAAACGGAUGAUUCAUAAAUUUAUUCACAUGGUCUUUAAGAAUAUUUGAGACCACUGCCUGGUAUUGAUAGCGCUCAGUGUUUCUCAGAAUUAAUCUUGAGCAUAAUAGUGCUAACUCAAUAAAGGCUGCGGCGCUCACUCUUCCUUGUAAUGGAAAUUUUGCCAGUUAAAUGCCACAUCCUGUCCUGCUGUCAUCCCUUUUCUUCCUCCUCGGUCCUUUUAUCUGCCGUUAAUUAGAAGUGGUGAAGUGAUGACUCCUACCUCUGCGUAAUUAAUCCAGGGUCUACUGUGGCCAUACACAGAUGGCGCAUCAUUGUCUCUGUACGGCCACAGAAGAGCAGAGCUCAGGAACAGAAAGAGCAAAGUGUAAAUGAGGUUGUGUGAGUAAUUAGGGGGCUUAUACGCCGCAUCUUGAUUCCAAAUUGUUGCUCUAAACCACAAAAACACAAGCCCUUGUCAACUUCUGGUGGCUAGUGUAAGACCUUUAGUUUUAUUUUGUCUAUUUGGUUCACAUAUGUAGAAAAAAACAAGAGGCGAUUUCAAGUAAACCAGAGACAAUGGUUGAAAAGAGAUGAUUCCUGACACUUGCAUCUGAGCCAAGUGUCAGGAGUGAGUGCAGGGAGAGUGAAGGAGUAAAAAUAGAAACAAAAGUCAGCUCUAUCUAUAUCUGAGUCUCGUGGUUUUAGUGUUGGUUUGGGAGGAAAGUUACACCAACUGACCUAGUUAUGAAAAAGUUGGCGCCGCUGUCGUAUCCCUACGAUUCCUCUUUUACGCCCAAGCAAUCUCACUUUUCUGAAUUUACAUUUUUCAAUCAUGUUAAACUCUCCAAAGAAUUCAAGCUUUCCCUUUUCCGCCUCUUUUGCAUAUCCCAUCACCUUUACAUAAAGUCUGCAUUAAUAUUACCCUGCAUGGUCUAUAUCCUCUUACCCAGAGCUGUAUGCAGAGUAAGUGUAUAGCAGCAACCUGGAGGACUUGUAUGCAAGAGAACCACAGAUUAAGUUACCCUGCGGUGUAAAUCAAACGCUCCAAUUAGAGGAGGAAAGAAGCAGCGUCUGAUUCACACAUACUUAAAAGUGUGAAUGUUGUUUACUGCUGAAUUAAAACAGUCAAAACAAACUGGUCAUAUAAGUUCACCACUUGACCACCGUUAAAGUGCCUUUUAAAGCUGUGCCAAAUCAUGUCAUAAAAAGUGCUCCUGCUGCCGAAGCAAAAGAGAUUUUCAACCCUCACCCCUGCGGUUUAUUUUGGCAACUUUAAUGUUUUUAUUUACUCCGAAUAUUCUUACCAACCUUGUUCUUCAGCUAAAUAAAAUCCCUGAGUAUUCCAGCUGUGAAGCCUGCCCUGCAGCACAAAACAGACAGAUAAAGUUAGUAACAAGUAGUGGAAAAGUGCAGCUAAGGAGUCAGGUAUUUUCCCUCUGGAGCGGAUAGAAACAAAAGCCAGGCUGAGCGGAGAGCGAACUUCAGAUUUAAACUUGUCAGGAGGCCAAAGAAGAAACCUGCGAAUAAAUCGUCAUGCUGCUCUGUCUGCUAAAUCUCAAAGAGGCAAGAUGUUUAAAAUCAUGGCUCAUUUUUAAAGGAAGGUUAUACAAGUUAUUUAUACAAAGGUUUUCGCUCACUAACUUGUGCUUCAAGAUUUAUUCCCCAGCUGCAGUCGUAAAGAUGUGGCUCCAGCUGAAGUGUACAUUUGCUGUCUAAGUUUACUUUGUUUGAGGGACUUUUUACAGGAUGCAGAGUGAUGAAGUUACCUACUGUCACACAGGGCUGUUGUGAAAUAUUAACUGUGUUUAUGAAAAUUGGAAUUAUUGAUAUGGCACGUCAUAAAACUGAGGUGAGAAGAAAUAGAAGCAGCAGACUGUUUGUGAACCAGCCUGAAGCACCUCUGAGAGAUGAUUAUGUACUUUUAAAAGCUGAAAUUUAAAGAUUUACUGUCAAUCCAAAUGCAACAUUGGAUCUUAACCCUCUUUGGGUUGCUAAUCUAUUGAAUGUUUAUCCUUUUUGUUUGCUUUUUUAACAGUUUUCAUACAGUUCUGUAACUUACGAUCUCAAAAAGUAGCCUUUACUUCAAAAUAAACGCAUUUUGGCCCAAGUGUAAUUAACUUCAAAGUAAAGACUGAAACUUUGACACAAAUCAGCAGAAGAUGUAAUAAAAAUAACAGCAGCCAUAAAGUCCUUCAGUUAAUCAGAAAACGACUAAUAUUCAAACGAGAAGAGUCACUCUCAUGCAGUUCAUGUAGUGUAAACACUGAGUAAAUGUAUUACGCACAGCCUGUCGAUCUCCAGGGUCUGACUUAGUGACUCAUGUGGACCAGAGGCCGACAGUAAGAGAUGAUGGUGACUCACCCUACCAGUGUUAAUGUGUUUGUUUUAGACUUGAUAUUUAGUCCUGAAGGGAGAUAUAACUAAGGUUGACAUUUUUUUUAGAAAACACAGGAAAUAAUGUUCAAUUCUGCUGGUGCAGAUUUAUAUAAGUGAAAUAGAUCAUUGUUAUUGAUCAGACUGCUGCAGAUUUCAGUCCCUCGCUUAGUGAGUCCAACUUUUUCUAUGAUGAAAAACUGCACUUUGAAACUGUGAGAAAAGUAAAACUUUUUAUAGACAAAGUUAACCUGCAAAGCUGCAAAAAUCAGUUUAUCUUUCCAGCAUGAAAGGAAUAUUUCAUCUAUUUGAUUAUAAUCUGCAUGUUUUACUCCCAGAUUGACUGUUUUUUAUCUGUCUAUCAAAUAUCCGUCACGAUUGUAGGUUUUAAACUGCAGCUGUUUCAUGAAUAAAAGAAAAAGGAUAAAGCACUUACAAAUAACAACAUAUCCAUUGACCCGCUGUCAUUGAGUGCUGUGUUGCAGCAUCUCUUUGCUUUGCCAGCGGGGAUUACAUGUCAGGAUUACAUACGGUCCAGAUACAAGACUCUGCUGGAAGCAAAGAUGCACAGAGCAUCAGUUGCAUGUAUUUAACCCUUCAACCCUUCAUCUUGGUCAAUUUUUUUCCUUUUCUUAUCUUGCCUGAACUUUGAAACCUACUGUGUAAAAAAAAAAGAGGAUGUAAUUUAACUCUGGUGUGCUUUGAUUCUCUGCUCAGAUCCUUUUUAAUGCGACACUAAAUUCCCACACUCCUUCCCUACACCGUCAUGCAACAUCAGCUCACACCACCUUCUUAUUUCCUUCACCGGCGGUCUCUUUUUAUUGCAACAGGCCCGUCCUCCAUAAUGUAUGUGUGAAUGUUUGCAUCAGAGAGAGCUACAAUCCCAUCGACUAAAUUUAUCGAUCAGAUCGUUCCUCUCAAUCCUAAAUCUAUUCCACGCUCACUCACUCACUCUCUCCUCUCCAAACGCUGCUCCUUAUUUCACUUUCACUAAAACCAGGUGGUGAAAUAGAAAAUGAGAAUGUGUUGCCAUUUCUGCCAAAACUCCUGCAAAGCAAACCUGACUCUUGGGAUUAAUUUGGAGAGAGUUUCUGUAAGACGGGAGAGGCAAACAGGCGCAGCCACGCAUGGCAUGUGAGGAAUAGCUCUAGUAAACAGAUUCAUUCAGUCCAGUGUUUGCAACUCUGAAAUCCCAGUUACACACGCCCAUAAUGGCAUGUUUUUCUUUUUGCAUGACAGGAGGACAUUUUAGUCUCAUUAAGAUAAGCUUGCUCGAGGUGAGUACAUUUGGAUAUCAUUGCAACUCCAAAGCUCAUUCGAGAGCACUUUUUAUUCGCCUGUUUAGCUACUUUUUUUCUUCAACCUCUUUAGGCAAGCUUUUCUCGAUGAUCAAUCUCCCCUGAUGGUCCUGAAUAUCAUAAAAACACCGUUCAGCAUCCUCAUGUCUUGGUUUAGAGAUGGAGAACAGUGUGUAGCACAGGAGCGGUGGGGGUUGUGACGGUGCAGCCCGGGGCAAACCAGCAGGGGGGAAACAGAACAGUUGAGCCUCCAGGAUAUUGUGCUUGGUGCUGCCAUUGGUGGAUCGGAUUUAUUCCAUCACCAUGCCUCCAUGCUGACACUGUGCAUCACUUAUCAUGGAAAUGAAGUCAAUAUUUGUGACUGAAUAAAGCCUGGGAUCAUCAGAUUUAAGGAUCAAAACAGCUCCCGUGGUUGAAGAUUUGACGGCGCAGCAAGCAGCCUGUGGUUGGAAAGUCAUUCCUCCAACUUUUGAACAUUUCUGCACAUUCAACAGUUUGAUCCAACCUCAAGUGUUUGUAAAUAGGCAUUAUGAAAUGCAAACAUAGCUGUGUAGCUUUCUAGUAUCAUCUGUUAUUGCUACCCUGCCAGCUACCCAAUCCAGCAUUGAUGGCCCCACUGCUUGUAAUCACUUCCUGGAGACUCCCACCAACCCCCUUCAUGUAGCUCUAAGUUGACGGUUUUCUUUAAAGGUGUUGGCACCGACAGGUCUUUUUGGCUUUUGUACUCAGCCUCAAGAGGACCUAGGGCUGGGCGAUAUGGCCUCGAAUCAAUAUCACAAUAUAUUGAGCAGUUCACCUCGAUAACGAUAAAUGGACGAUAUCUACUCCACAAGCUGCUCACCCCCUCCCACAUUUACUUCGUCUACUUCAGCUGCUACAACUUUUGAACCGUCCUCCAUCUCCUCACCUGUCUUUCCCUCUUUGUUACGGACUGGAUGGGGUGGAGUCACAUCUCUGACAUAGGACAGCGUCUUAAAGCGACAUGAGACCAUAGCUUACCGACACACAUCUAAAACCAAUUUUUAUUUAUUUAUUUUUUUGACACCAAACAUACUGACAUGGGCAAAAUGACGUCAGUUAUUGUUGUAAAUUUCUGUAUUAGUAUAUUUUCGGUUUAUCGCCCAGCCCUAGGAGGACCCUCACAAAACUGCAGUUUAUGUACUCUCUCUCUCUCUUUCUCUGCCUUCAUUUUCCGACAGUAGAGGUUGCAGCUUGGAGUCAUUUAUCACCUUCCAGGUAGUUGCGCUUGAAGUGUCCUCUCUCUGCUCUAUAUUAAUUCAUAGGUUAAGUAUCAGGCUGCAGGUCAAAGCCUCUUUGAAAAUGCAUGCGGCCUGUAUAAGCGAUUUUUAAUCCCCUCUUUCAAUGAGAUUUUAAUGUCCUCUCUCAUGGUGUUUUAAUGCUUUGUGUGAAUGGCCCUUUUUUAUGCUGAAAUGGGCUUAAUGGAUGAACUUGCCUCGUCUUUGUGACAGCUUAAAUGGCCAGGAUGUCACUGUAGAAGCAGAAACUGAAAAGAAAAGAGGAAAGUUUUAGUUAUUUACUAUAACAAGCGCGGCUCCUCAAAACUUCUGAACAACACAGGAGGGUAACUGUGAAGAAUGAGCUGCAGAAAACAAACCUACUGGCACUGAAACUUUUUCCUUUAGGCGGCUGCCAACAUUAGUACAGUUUGCCUUAUUUUCAAUAUCAUUUUAUAAAUAUUGACUUGGAGUUUUAUUUGCAUAAUGUGAGCUUGGUGGUAUUGUUUAUUUUUUUGUGCAUUGACCAUAUUGUAAGAUAGAUCAGCAAAAAGGACAGAAUUGAGUCCUGAUGAUGGACUUUGCCAACUAUUACAGAGUUAAUAAAAAUAUAACUUUUUUUUAAGCGUGUUAAGGGUGUUGGUAGGAAUUAGUCACCAUACAACAUAUCUACAGAGAAGCAGGUCCCUUUCGUCUCUAUAUUGCCCCACCAUGUUUCUUCAGUGGCACAGAACAGACAAGCUAGAGACGAACAUGGUUUUGUUUUUAAUGAGUGGCUGCAGCUGAAAGGUCAAAGUAGAAGAGAGAAGUUUAAAGGUGCUGUGAGGAACUUUCAGUCUCUGUUGACUUUGGCGCCCCCUGUGGAUAAAAUGGUAACUCCUAUUAUUGAGGAUUUUGUUUGAAACUGUUGUUAACUGACAAAAAAAAAACUUUUGUCUUUUUAAAAUUAAAUAUAUGACCCAUCUUGAAUAUUUUGCUGCUUUUUUAGUGUACCUACCCCCUCAGCACUUAAGCAUAAAUAAUGAUAGUAUAGACAUUGUGAAUUUCAUCAUCAUUGGUCCCAUUAGCUUUUGUAUGUUAUAGAGUUGCAUUACUGUUAAUUUCAGCCCAUUUCAUAACCUUUCAAAAACUCCUUACGGAAGCUUUAAACUGUAAUUUGUAUUGAUAGAAAUUUUGAUGGAUUAAAUCCUGCCUUUCGUUGCUGGAUUAUGAGGCGAGCAAGGGAGCAUUUUUAAAUCAAGACUCUAACUGACUGAUCUGGCUAAAUAUUCCUACAACCAAACACUGUACCUUUUAAAUACUGUCAUUAUGGCGUUUUGACCACAUUAUGAAAUAGAGACUACACAAUAAGGUUUACACGAUUGGAGGAUGAGUGAGUAAAUUCCUGAUGAUGACAAAAGUUGGUUUAUACAAACUAUGAAACUAUCUUAUGUUGGCGUAACAUGUAGAGAAGUUUUAUGGGAGAAAUGGUCUGCAGUGCUGCGUAGAUUAAACAUUAGGAAAGGAAAUAUCAAAAAUCCAACAGGUGUUUGGGAAUCUCUGCUUUUACGUAAUUUCCCAGUAUUUGUGCUCAGCUAAAAUGAUCAGAAAUAAAACACUACUGCCGCAAUUAGACAUCAUGAUGAUCUAGAUUUGUCAUCUCCCAUCUGGCUUAAACAUAUUUCCAAAAAAAAAAAAAUUCAAACUAAUCUUUGAAAUUACUGUAUGUCUUUGUGAGAUGAUGAUGGUUUAUGCACGCGCUGCUGUGAAUGUGUGAGGGAGUUUUUUCCUCAGAGAGGUCAUAAAAAACCACACAGCCUGAGCAGAUCUGUCAGAGAAAGAGGUGGAGGCUCAGAGGAAGAACAACAAAGAAGCUGACUGGAGGGAUCUAUUUCUAGAUGAUAAAGGCUCCCGUAAUGCUUCUGUGGGCUGUGGAGGCUGUGAUAGGCUGGCUAAUUGGAGUCUCUGCUUGAGAAAAAUUAGCAUCGAUGAAUGUUCGACAGCUGGUCCCUUUGGUCUAAAAAGGUUCAAAGGGGGAUAAUCUUUACUGAAGACAGAGCAGACUCUAAAAACACAAAGAAACACAUGUGGACAUAAGCCUACAAAGAGGUGUCAAACUCUAGUUUUUGAAACCUCACUUGUUGAAUCGUAACUCUACCACAGAUUCAUAUUAAUAAGAAGUAAACCGAUGCCUGGCUGAGUCUCUCCAUCUCUAAUUCUCUCUCAUGGAUUAUUGGCGUGCUCAAAGGAGUUUCACUAAUAACUGAGUGUAAGCAGUUGAUUUCUUCAGGAACACCAAAGCCACGAGCAAGCGCAUCCAACCGUCUCUCUGGUUCAUUACUGCAUGAAGGGCCUCAUAAAUAGUGAACAAUAACCCGAUAGCGUAAGCUUGCAUAACUCCCUAGACAACAAGUUUUCAUCUCUCCUGACUGUUGAAGAUUGAACGCUUUAUAAAUCUUGACACAGUUUAUUACAAACAGUUCAGCAUGAUAAGCAGGACAUGACUGGAUUGAUAAUUUGUGUUUCCUUUCUUGUGUUUGACUUUAAAGCUCAGUAACUGUCAAGGCUUUGUGUUUCAGCUUGAUUUACUCAGCAAACCCUGACAAAGCGCAGUAUUUUGGGAUUUUUGUGGCUGUUCUUUGAAGUGUUACAGGAGGAAAAUCUCUGUAUUAUCAAAUGAGUCUCAUCUAAUAAGAUCAUAUCUAUCUACUCUCUUGAACUACCAUGAGGGAAACUCUUUGCAGCAUUUAGAAAGAAAAUACGGAGCCCGGGAGAUGACAUGAACUUUUAUUUUUAUUCGCAUGUGCAAUUUAGUAUCUUGUACAUGCGUUUUAUUUGUAUCUUGCACAUGCGUUUUUGUAAACAAUCCUCUGUGCGCCUAAUUUGUGAAAGAAGAAGGACAGUGUCGUGGACAGAGAGCAUAUUAUCAACAUUUUCUUUCAUUUAGGUAUGACUCACUAAGAGAUUCUUUGUAGCUUAGCCACAUUUGGUAUAUUGUUGGGUAGGAGGCACCUCAUCAGGAUCCUCAAAGCACAGCGACUUUGCCAUCAGCGAUGUUUGGACUCGCAGAAAGUGAUUUUGUUUAUAAACGAACAGUUAAAUCGCACCUGAAAUAUAACAAAAAGCAUGUGCGAGAUACAAACUCACACGUCUUAAUUGGAAAAAAAAAAGUUAAUGUCACCUCCCAGGUUCAGUAAGAAAAGGAAAAAGCAAAAACAUCCUUUUUCAGGCAGAAAUCUCGAGCAGAACCAGACUCAUGUUGGACAGCCAUUUACUGAGACUGGGUUAUGAUUUGAAAGGAGAAAUGAGAGAUGAACAGAGACAAUAGUUUCAUUAUUCAUGGUACAUUCAAAUUCUUUACAAUUGUAUACUGAGGAAAAUGUCACAAUUUUGCUUGUUAAAUCAUCCCACAAUCAUCAAGAUACGUCAAUUAAAAUGAGAAAAGUUCGUCCAAUUUUUGCUGGAACAGUUGAAAAUGUGGAUUCUGUCAGAGUCAUUGUGAGUCAUCCUCUUAGAAUAAUACAAUUUCAUGAAUAAAUUCAACAUUACUCUGGUUGGGGUUUGAAUGUGAAGUUUUUCUCACAGUUUCUUCGAAGGAUUAGAGAUAAAGGUCGCCUUCAUUUUGCUUCAGUUUUAUCUGACUGUUCGGUGUCACAUGGCCUUAUCAGAAAACCAAGAAUAUUUUCCCUGUGAAGCACUCUUGUAGGAUUUAAUUGAAGUGUUAAAUCUUGAGGUCUGUAAGGGACUACAGUCAUUUAGUUUGAGCCGUGAUAGCGAGGCUUUCCCACUGAUGCCACGACAAGUCAUUAUUAUAACCCCCAGCCCCCUGCGCACGAAGUAUUCACUGUGGGGUCAGGAAAUCAGGCAAUUAAAGUAGACGUGGACAUGUAUGAGAGCCGACAGCCAAUGGGGGAGUGCAGAAGGAGCCAGGGAGGCUUGAAUCUCCUCCUCACCCCCUCCAGCGGCUGACUGGUCCACAUCCCUCAGCCCGCUACAUGUACAGAGUACCCACUUAAUCACACUGCUUAAACAAAUCAAGCCAACGCACAAGCGUCCAAUAGUCUCCAGUGUUUACUUCGCACAAUUACCCCGAGCUUUAAGGGAAAUACUUGAUACUGAUAGAAUUGGAAAAUGAUUCAAGCAUUAAAAAGCAGGUCCUCUUACCCAAAUACACAGUUUUUAAGAGCUUUUUGCUGCUUUUGACUGCAUAUGACCAAAAAUAAACUAGAUCCUACUAUGCCCUUAAACUCUGAUGGCAAACCUUUCUGCGGCGAGGGAUGAUGCAGCUCGGCGGGGUGAAAAUAUACUGAUAUCAGCACAUGAAGGCAGUUAAACACAAGUAUCAUAUUCAGCAAACCAUUGGACACUGAUGAGCAUGGACCCUGUUCAGUCUUCCUGUCUCUAGUCGGUUUCCAAAACGAUGAAAACAAGGGGGUUGUUGUGAGACAGGCUGUUACCUGUGAAACGGGGGUGCUCUGAAAACACCCCCAUUAGCAUUUGGUACGUUCCCCCUGAUGAAAUUAACCAUAGACUGUAAAUUGACGCAAAAAAAAUGGAGUUGAUCAAUCAUAAUUUUGGUCGACUCAAAAAGUAUUGACCAAUGAGUCAACUAAUCGACUAGGACCUUAUAGCCCUACUUUUUUUGAUGCCUUUUUUUUUGUACCAUGCAAUACACUUCAUAUUAUCUGCAGUGCAAUACUUCUUUUCUUUGCAUUACACAAUCUGUUUUUACUCUGUUUUCACAGUUGUUCAUGUUGUUUAAACCGUUCCUGGCUGGACUCUGCACAGUCUGACAGCACCUAUUAAGGCAGUAUCUUAGCUUCAUGUUUCACAACAGGAGGGGGCAGAGAUGUAAUAUCCACAUAACAGUUAAAACUUUAAUCUGUGUACUGGAAUGAGGGAGGGAAAACCGUAUAGGGAGAGAUAACGUAUAAAAACACAGUGCUAAGAGAGAAGAACAAAGAAACUGACUGAGUUGAUCCAUUUCAAGCUGAUGGAGACGCCACACUGCCCCUGUGGGCUGUAAUAGGCCGGCUAAUUGGAGUAAAAACUGGUAUUGGUGAAUACUUGACAGAUGAUCCCUCGAGUCUAAAAUGCUUAAAAUUGGAAUAAUCCUUACUAAAGAUUGCUUCCAGUCAAAGCUGGAAACAUUAGCAGUAAUUACCUUUCCAACAAUCCUGAGCAUUUUCUGUCGUGAUUUUCUCUCAUUUGUUUCUUACAGGAACUUUAUUGGCUCAUAUUGCUAAACCAUGAUAGGAAAAAUCACAUCUGAACAUCUCUCGGAAAGAGCGUCGUAUUAAAAACGCUUCAGAGAUCCCGAAUGCACAGAGCAUUUAAGACUGAUUUUAUUAUCUGUGCAGAAAGUUUAAAAUGCUGUCAGUGCAAUUUCCAAAUAUCGAGCUCCUCUUUCCUUUUCCUCAGAGUGAAUUCUGGGUAAUUGCGGUGGAGAAUGGAGCAUGAUUUCAGGUGACAUUUGUCUCCCUUGUUGCUUACACCACACUUCUCCCUAAUGAGAACCUGCCUCACUGUUAUGAUAAAUCCCCUCAUUUUCGGCAACUCUGUCCCGUGUUGAUGAAGGGAGCCGCUCCUCCAUAAACCCAAUAACUAGCGCACAAAACGAUGCAUUUACAGCUCUGGGGACGCAAGGGCAUCAAGUUCUAUUUUUGUCCGGCAGUGACUGCUCGCUGUGUGCCGGGAUGCUCUCACACAUUCUGGACCGGGUGAAGAGUGGAGCUGGAGAGAGAAAGAGCGUGAAUUUUACACGACUGAUGGUGCUUGCACACCUGCUCGUGGCCUUUUGAAGGGACUCCAACCACCUGCGGCUGUAAUGGAUGGAGAGGUUGGAUUGCAAGUGAUCAGAAAGUAGUUUGAUCAGAGUUGAAAGCGACCCGGCUGGACUGUGCUCAAUCUGAACACUUCAAAGACUGAAAAAGAUCUGAACGUGAUCAAUAAACAUGAUUAUACCGAGCAGAACUGCUUUCUUCUUUCUGUUUGGCAUGAAAUCAAUACCGUUCUCCCUUCAUGACAGAGAGUUCUGUAUCAUCACCGCUGAAACUGCCGACUAUAUUUUACCAGUAGCUACAAAUAUGAACUCUGGCUCUGGAUUUCCUGCCACAAAAAGAAGCAUUUAAUCUCGUUUUGGUCAGUGUGCCAGCCUCAAGAAAAAAACAAUUCAUUUUGCCAAAUCUCUUCCUAAUUGAGUUGCUCAGUCUCACGUGUAUUACCUGACUCCAUUGUGCUCAGGAUGUUCACAGCUCUGUCGGCAGUCUCAAAGGCACCAUCUGUGAGAGUGAUGAUGAGUUAAAUCUUUUAUUAAAAGGGGGAAUCCAAUUAUUUUUAAACCUGGGUGCUAUUUUUACAUUCUCAGACUCUAAAUCACAAACCAGUUGAAUGUAUGUCUCCUGUGGACCGGCACAAACCGGCUGAAACGUAAUCCUUGGAGGUACACGCUAUAGACCUGCAUCUGACAACAUAACAGGGAAGAUCUCCAUAGGGAUAUCUAUUUUUGUUAAUCCUUCAUUUAUCAGCUCAAAACAGCUGUCGCACCAGCUGAAAAACACAGUAAAUCAGUCAGGACCACUUUCAUCGAAGAGAAUGAAAUAUUAUCACCCAGUAAGGUAUAUUUGGUGGUAAUGAGUGUGUGCAUGAAUGUGGCACUGCAGCAUUAAGCAAGGAAAAUCUUCUACAGCAGCUAAAGAUCUGCAGCAGAGAUCCAGAGGACCAAGGGACAUUAAAUGUGACAUGAUGAUUCAAAGUGAAGAUAGAGGAUAGAAAAGGGGGGAAAGGUGUACAAUGUGGCAGUACCCCCAGCAAUCUCAACCUAUCGUGGCAAAAUCAAGAGCUGGUCAAGGCCUGGACCAGCUCUAUCUAAGCAAUGCAAGAGUUGACAGGCUACACCAGUUGAAAUGGGAGGGCUAUUUUGACAUUUGUUAGUUGCACUGAAGGUACAAAAUGUUAGCUGUCAGCUCAUCAAAAUCAGCUGAGCUUGAUUUUAUGGCUUGUUUCUACACUUGAAUUUUAUAUUGUUGCACAGAAGUCGCUACUCUGAAAAAUAAGUAACUAUUAGAUCUGGAUCUGUUAGGUUUUAGUGUUACUGUGUGACUUCGAUGUCUACAAUAUGCAGUAUUAUAAGAAACAAACUAACAAGUCAAAGCAGUGGCAGACCAACAGACGCUGUGGUCACCAAGUGUAUUUUUGAUUGAUUCUGUCAAUGACUUCCUGUGCCCCUGAGAGGGCUGAUAUUUUGCCUACUCAUGUUCUUAAAUAAGUACCUCACUCUUCGACUACAAGAUCUGUCCAAGUUGAAACCUCUGAUGUUGAAAAACCACUACAGCAGGAUUUCAAGUGUCCACUUCAGGCUGGCUGCAAAAGCUGAGAAAUCCUGAUUAAGUCUCAUAUUUAAAGGGAACUUAUGUUUACAGCUCAUGUCUACAGCUGCUUCAAAGUAUGUUAAUUUACUUAUACACUCACUUUAAGGAGGUCUAAUUAAUCAGCAACCGUUACUUAGAGUUAUCUAUUAAUUAGCGAAAAUGGGCAUUAUUAUAAUUAUUAUUAAGAUCCAGUAAAGCUGCAGCUGGUGGUAAAUGAAAGCUGGUAACUGGACAUCAGUUUAAACCAUCCUUGGUCAUAUAGUCGACAAAUGCAGGAGUUUCAGGACUGACCUGACAGUUUCCUUGGAUGUUUUUGAAGGGCUUAUUAAAGGUUUGCUCCAGCGCUGUAAUACUUUCUGAGGCAUCCAUCCACAGAAUAAAUACUCUCUGCAACCCUUUCAAUCAGCAGUAACUUCCACUCUUUUCAUUUCUGCAUCCUAACUAGAAAAGGGUUAGAGAUUUCCCACUGGAGGGAUGAAUAAAAGCAUUUCAAACACUCAGGCAGAGAAGAAAUUCUGCGGUACCUUGUUAAAAUUCACAUUGCUGAAUGUUGCUAAUGGUAAUUAAGUUUUGUAAACUGUCAGGAUGUGAAAUGCAUCAGUAUGUGAAAGCUGCCUUCCGCUGUGAUAUAUUAAGAAAUGUAUCUGUUUAUGCCUCAGGCUCACAGACGAUAGAGUGUACUUCAAUAAACCCUGUCUCGAGGAAAAAAAUGAAGGCUUGAUUUUCUUCACUUUUUAAUUUUUCAACAGUGGUACUUUUGAAAACCAUCAAUAAAGGUUAUGAAAUGAUCCUACUCUGAUGUAAUGUCUCUUCAGCCAAAGCCUCAUACAGCUUGUUUGUCAGGACAUAAAAUCUCUGCAGUUGUUUAGAAACAUUAGAAACAUUAGAAACAUGAUCAUAAUGAACAAAAGCCCUGUAUAUGAAGUGAAUCCUGAGUAUUUCUGGGCUUUUACAGUCCUAAUCAGAGAAACAGAUGAGUACUGAGCACCUAAAAUUUAUCAACAAACUCACAAUAAGCAUUUAAUCAUUGAUUGCUCCAAAGUUGAACUAAAAAUGGGGUUUGGUUUGACCUUUUGGGAGAUGAAAAUAAAUGUUUGACUUAAUUCAGAAGAUGUACUUUGAAAGAAAGCAAAGGAAAUAAGAGUUUAUUAGUAUAGCAGUGAGAUCUAAGAUGAAUUUCUACAGGAAUAAACAAGUGAUCGUAUCGUAUCGUAUCGUAUCAUAUCAUAUCGUAAAGCUCCUUCUGAUCUAUUGGAUGUUGUUGUUGCUUCAUAGAUAUCAGACGAUUCAUCAGAAAUGCCGUCAGACUGGUUAUGUUGUGACUUAAACGACGAUUGGAAAAAUACUUAAAAUACUGGGGCAGUUACUCAUUUUGUGCAAGUCAGAUAAACCUUGUUAAUUAUCAUUAAAUCUUGAUUAUUUAGAAAAACUGUUCCAUAAAAAAUCUCCUAUAAUGCCAAGAUAAAUAGUUAAUUCAGAAAAAAAAUGUGUCUUUAUUGUAAAUUUUCAGCUCUAUGCAGAUGACAAUGUAAUGUAUAUAGUACAACACACUGAUUGAACUCUCAUUUGUUUAUAGAUUGCGUUUAAAACUGUCCAACAACAUUUUUAUGACCUAACACUUGUUGAAAUUAUAAAAGCUUAACUUCAAUUCCUGAUUUUCUUCAGGGCCACUUUCCUACUAGUGUUGGACUUUUGUGAUGCCUUGGAGAUGCACACCUCUUCUCAGAGUUUGCCUGCUCUGGACACUGUAAUCAUGUUGCAUUGAUGUUAAUCUCUAAUUUCAAAGCCCUCUCUCAUCACUCUCUGCUUUAUGAACGUCUUUGUCCUUUUUGUCUGCACUCAGACUGAAACACUGGCAUCUUCCUAUUUACACUCCCUAUGCAGCUCUGCUCCCUUCAUGCCUCUUCACCUCCGUCAGACAGAAGAAUACAGGAAACUUUGACCUUUUCUUACGGUCUGUUUCAAAGGUCAGAGCAAAGUUUGCUGCUCUCUUUUUAAAAAGAGCUGAAGCUAAACGUACUGGUUCCAAUGAGCAUUUGGCUUUAGGUUUUCUGCUGGAUAUACUUUUGAUUUUAAUAAAUUUGGAUAAACAUUAGCGGUCUCAUUCUGUUACGUAAUGCCUUUUUAAUACACUAUAAACAUUAACUUGCUUGCUGACAAAAAUUUGGUAGUCUGUGCUACUUCCUGGACACUCUGUCUUCUUAUUGAGUUUUUCUCAUAGUUAAAGAAAAAGUAAUAAAAAACAUAGUGUGUCUAAGAUCCUGUCAAAACACAGAAAAAAAAGAGCCACCAUACUGUUUGUGACUAUUUAUGUAGGUGUGUGUGUGUACUGUAGUGUGGAGGUUAGUUCAUCUAGAAUCUGUCAGGUUCGUUCUGGUCCUCUAGAUGUGUGUGUCUGUUUUGUUAUAAGUCUACUGUACAGGUGUGUGUAUGUGGGUCACAUCGUCACCUUUCAUUACUGCUGCCCCACUUUCUGCUCCACUGCUGAGCUCCUCUUUGAUUUCUUGGUCAUUUUUCAUCCUAAGCCUGAACAGAUGUCUUUAUGUGAUAGUCUCAUCAGGUGUUACCGUACGUGUGGUCACAGUGCCCCCUGCAGGCGUACCUCGGGCUCUGCAGUGUGAGGAUACUGCCUCCACAGGUGUUUUCAGAGCUGCUGUCAGUGAGAGAAAGCCUGUUUGACAACCUAUUAUUUUCAUUUUAAUGAUUUUUUAAAAAUAAUUAUUUGUCAAAUCAAGCCAUCGAUAUAUCAGAGAGUCCAUGUUCAAGGCCUGGACCUGCAUAUUAUUCAGUUCUUGCCUGUCAUGGGUGCCAUGAAAUGCAACGCCCUAAAGAUUCCUCUCUCUCUCUGAGAAACAGUUUUGUGGUAGAAAGGAUAAAUUUGCAUAAUGUAAUAUGUUUUGAACUUUGUGCUUACACUUUCAGGCUCUGGUAAUUGUCAGGCAAAAUUGCAGAUGGCAGAGAGAAGCUUUAGGAAGCGCUGCUCUAUAAUUACAGCAAUUUAGAACAAUUUGAAUAUUGUUAAGGACAGCGAGAUGAGAGAGGUUUAAAAAGGGGCAACUUCAGCAAGAAACAGCUGAGAGUUUCAGAUUCACCGAAACUCAGAACAUUAAAAAUGCAUCAAAUGUAAAGUUUAAGACUGACCAGGCAAUAAAUUAGAUUAAAACUCGCUCUAAUUCACCUCUCAAAUACUAAUUUGUACUAUAUAUUAUCCUGAACUUUAAGUCAUUCAGACCAUAUUGCCAAAUUUCAAGUCAAAAAAGUUGAAUAGUUAUACUGAACUUUGACUACAGGGGGAGCCAGCGCCAUUUUAUAAAGAAAACUUGUUUUUUCUGUGGAAAUAGAUGAGCAUUUGUUUUCAACCAAGGGUCAGUAUCUUUACUAAGUAGAAGUCAUGUAGCUGUAUCAAAAAUAACUCAACAUGUAAUUCAUAACCUCUCUAAAUUAAGUUGGUAGUUUCAUAUCAAGACCUGCAGAAGUAAAGUGUAUGGAGGGUUGAGCACUGGUUCUCAGGUUUGGGUCUGGGCCCCCAAUGAGGGUUUCUAAAGGUCUGAGGAGGGGUGUGAGGUUUUGUCUACUUUAUCGGAUAUUUUGGGUAAUUCUCCCCGUGGAUAAAACUGAAUGUAAAUGAUGAUUUGGUAACAUAUUACCUGAACACAAUUAUAAUACAUUAUAUGCACAUUCAAAAGGACUUAUUAGUGCAUUUAUUAGACUUUAAAACAAUCCCUAUAAGUGAUUAUAAACCUUCAUGUGAACUGAGGACAUGCAAAAAAGUCUUAAAGGUUGUACGCAGCAUAAUAGCAUAAAUGGCUGAAACUGAUGAUUGACAUGGCACAGUUAUUUGAGCAAGCAUGGAUUGACAGAUAUAUUAGAUCAGAUAUAUUAAUGUUGCUGAGGCAGUGGAGGCCCCUAGCAUUGACCCACAAGUCAUACAUUAGGCUACCAGAGGAAUUAUAUAUAUAUAUAUAUAUAUAUAUAUAUAUAUAUAUAUAUAUAUAUAUAUAUAUAUAUAUAUAUAUAAAGAAGUGGCUGUGUAUAAAUGAGUUUUUUUCUUCUGUCAGUCAGAAACUUGCCUUUUGUAAACAAGAGCACAAGUUUGAUUUGCUGCAGGAAGUUCUGCUGAGUUGGACAGAAACUCUUUCAGGGAAGUGUGUAAUAACUCUCCUGAACAGUUUGCCAAAAGUGAAAUUAAUGGAUAUACUUAAAUCAUUUUACAAACUCAGGUUCAAAUCAUAGUACUCUAUAACCAGCUGUUACAGAUAUGAAAGUUUAUCACACAAGAUAUUGUCAUCUGGGCUUUGUUAAGCGACAUGAGUUAUUGCCUUAAGGUGCGUAUAAUUUCACAGAAAACAAACCUGUAGUUUUUAUAAACUUCCUCCAACAACAUAAAAAACCUAAUCUUACUUUCCCUCCUUUCAUUUUAUGGCCCAAAGUUUUUAUAGUCUCACAAAAUUCAGGAGUACUCUACGAUAGCCAAUAGUGUAAAUCUAGUUUAACGACUUUUUUAAUGGUGUGUAGUUCGCCAACCCUGGCAACAACUACAUGCUGAUUUUAAUAUUGGCUUUAACUUGUUAUUUGAGGGUCCAUAUGUAACUUACACGUGAGUAAAUGAGAUCUCCUGUAGGAUAGACUGUAAUUUCCAUGUAUAAUUUUCAAGCUGUCUCCAUUUUUCUCAAUUAAAGCAUCUCUGCUUUUGUGUCCUGCAGCACACACACACGCACACAUCCCUGUACAGCCUCUGAACCUCGCUGCACAUCUGCACCCCAAAUAAAACACCACACACCGAGGAUCUGAAACACCUUUAAUUGGAAACAAAAUGUGCUGCUGUGGGCUGACUCCUCUGGUGGGAUGUAAAUUUAAUGGAGACUCACUCUCUCUCUCUGACUGAGCGUGGGCCUCAGGGGUAGAAUGUGAUUACUGGGGCAAUCAUAAGGUAUUACAACCUGACGGCAAUUUAAUAGAUGCUUCUGGACUUUAUUAGUCGUGGUUGUAAUUAAGAGGAGGUCCCAGAUUGCUUUAUUUUAUCAUGGCAGACAAUCAAGUGCUGUCUGUCUUGGAUGGAUAUGUAUGUAUGUGUGUGUGUGAGGGGAGGUUAAAGGCCCUCUGGAAAGGUAGCACAAAUGUAUGCAUACGUUUUAUUUUCUCCAUGACAUGUAUUUUCCUUUUUCUUGUUGCAAAAUCUUGACUAAUUUAUCUCUCAAUCAUCAGAUAACGAAGCUGGUUUUCAUAAUUUGUUUCCACAGAUUGCAAAAUUACAAAAGAAACACAUAAACAGUCUAAAAUUGCCCCUUUGGUGGGAAACGGCAGCAUGGCAUAGGUUGAUUUAGCUUAUCACAGUGAGCCGUCAGUUGUUUUAUUCCCCACAUGGCCAGAGUUAUUAUCAGGUAAAAAAUAAGUCAAAGCUUCAAGAAAACAACAUUAAUUCAGUUAUUAUCAAGGGGGAAACCAGCUGGUGUGACAAAACAAUUAAGUCAAGAUCCAUAGAGGAACAAAGAAAUAAAUUUGCUGUAUUACAAGGGGGGAAAAAAAUCAAAUUUAUGUCUUACAAGGACCUCUGCAAUUUUUGCCUCUACUUACGUACCAAGAGUAUCUUUGGGAUUUUCACCUCUCAGGUAGAGUUGAUGUAAUAUAAUCAGAGGGUUGUGUGAUCCACAUGCCAAAGUGUUUCUUGACCCCUCAGUGACACAGCUGGCAGUGUGUGAGUGCAUGUGAAUGAGAUCAGUUAGCACUUAUGGUAUGUGGCAGCGUCUGCCAUUAGUGUAUGGAUGUAUGUGACAGAUAGUGUGAAAGUGCAUAAACUAGUCAGAAAGACUAGAAAAAAGUGCCAUAAAAGUCAAGUCCAUUUACCAUUUACUACUUGAUGGAUGAGACAAGACCUUUAAAGAUGUUUAUGUUGUUUAUAGUUUUUUCAUUUUAACUGAACAUUUUAAUGGUUAAAUCAUAUCAAGUAAUCAGUUAAUAAUCAAAAUUAGAGUCAUUUGUUAAUAUGUUUAUACUCAUGUUUAUACUCAGAUUUUGCACUUUAUCCAAAUAAGUUACACAUUACUUUUUGGCCUCAUCCAGCAGUAUUAUUAAUGUUAUAUGUUUGAUGAUAGGUCUGUGUUUGCUUUGUUGGCUUGUCUUUGUCUGCCCCUAAUAAGGUUACAAUCAGUUGCGUUGACAGUAUCAAUAAAUCCUUAAUGUUACAGGCAACUAUCCCAUUAGUUUCAGUCACUGAGUGGGUUACUGGCUCUUCAAUAAGAUCUUGCUAGCUCGCAGCUCAAACAAGUCUCUCAGUCUAUCAGUUGACUCAUAAGCUGCAGGUCAAUAUUUACUCGAGGGCAGUUAUGUGUGUCAUUGCUAUUGAUCAUUAUUUAUUCUUACUUUGCCAGUUUUUGUAAAUUUCUGCUGUUAUUCUGUUGGGCUGCUUUUUGCUGAGUCAUGCUAGCUGGCUAACAUGUUGUAUUGACUGUAUGGCCUUGUGUGCUAUACUUCACUCUUUCACUAAGCGAACCAGUGCAUGAAUCUUUCUAGUCUGAUGGAUAUACGUAUGUUUACUUUGUCACGUCAACCACAUGUGUUAUGCUAGGUGUUACAUAUAGGUAUAAAUGUUUGUUAUUAUUGUAAUUUAUUUUUAAUUUUCCUCUUGAUACCUAAUUUUUCUUUAAUUAAGGCAUCAAAACACCAUUAUAGUAUCUAUCAGCUCCAUUCAGUGCAUCUGUAGAGGCCUCAGACAUCUGUAAUACAGAGCAAAUAUUUCCCGCUGCUCCUGUCUGGAGCUGAAAUGUUAAUUUACCCCAAGACAACAUGGGGCUGAUUGUCGAAAGUCUCAUCUUCUAAUCAUGAAUUAAGUCAUUUAUUUAUUAUUUCAUCAGAUAAUAUUCAUACGCAUGUUAGCUAACAGCACCAUCUCUGUAACAGUAUCAGCAGCUCUCUAAAGAACUUUCCUUAAAUUGCUUACUACUUCCAUGGCAGAUCAAUACUGCGUACCACUUUUUAGUUUUGUAAUGUAACUUAAAUGCAGAAAGUGUUUUGGCAAGUGUUUACUCCCUCCCUCUCCCCAGGGGAACCUGCUGAGGACAUUAAUCCAAUAAAGCGCUGUAGGCUGCAGUACCUUGACAGCAGCGCGCCCGCACAGAUGAGCUGCGUCUGCUCUGAAGAUGUAUUAGGUCUGUAAGAGGGAAAGUUAAUUUGACUUGACCUUUCAGGAGCUUCAAACAAGAUGUUAUUUAGAACUUCAUGCUCCAGCCCCCACCUCUUCCCACGCCCUGGGAGUUGUUAUUAAGUGUGAGGGCAAAGAGACAGACUUUUCUCCAGUUUGGUAAUGAACCCCUCUGCUCCCAUGUCUACAGCUCCACGACAUGCUCUCCAUGUUAAGCAGCGACCAGAGGUGACCUGGGCAGGAACAGUGCAAGGAGAGACUGUCCUUAGGAGAUAAGAUAUUCACUUAACUCCACAGAGAGGCAAACACUGAAACCUUCGCCAAGGUUUCCCUACAGAGGACACUGUCAAUAUUUGAUAUCCACAUCAGUCACUACAUCAUAAAUAUUCAUAGUAGUAUUAAAAUAGAUUGUUCUGUUGCAGCACACUUUUCUGAUUGGCUCAUGCUGGGUAAAUUUGUAGUAUUUGAUCAUUUAUAGCCAGGGACAGUUUGCAACAAGGGGAUACAAUUGGAGAAGACCUGAAAGAGACCGCAGUUUAUACUCACACGUCUCUGAAGCAAUGAUGAUAACAUGCAUGUGCUCAGUAUGUAGAUGUUUUAGAGGCACUGUGAAUAAUUUUUAAAUGAUAUGAAACUGUAUAUUUACAUGCACAGUUGAGUAAAGCAACAGUUACACCUGGAUCAGACAGUUUAACUCGACACUGUCCUUAUAUAUUAACACUUGGCAAAACAGGUUUAUUGACAAUAGCAUGUCCACCUCCACUACACUAGGUGGUGAUAUUCAGCUACCUACUAUUCUGACCUAUAACAUCCUGAAAUCCCAGGCUAUGAUUGCCAGGGGUGGCACUUCUAUUGCAACUAUUACGCAACUAUCAACUAUUUGGGGUUGUGUUAGACAGGCUGCAUAUCAGAGCGGGUCACUUUCUCUUGUUUGUAAAAAGGUAAUUUUGGACCAACAUCAUCUUUUCAAAAAUUUAGUUCAGCAGAUGUACAUGCUGCCACUUAAUAGAGUUACUUUUUAAAGUUAGAAAAUAUUUACAGGAACGCCCUCACCUGUCCAAAGAGUAUGACUACACGACUGCACAUACCAAAACAAUUGACAAACAAGGCAGGACAACUUUACAGCAUGCAAACUGUGGAGCAAAAUAAAGUAGUAUCUGUAUGAGGCAUAUGUAUUUAUGGAAGUUUAAGUGACUGUCCCAUGAAGCAACAGUCCUUGUCAUGUCCAAUUCGGGGCCACCGAUACUUGCUGCAUGUCCUCACACUUCCUGCCGCUCUUUAGCUGUCCUGUAUAAUAAAGGCCAAAAUUGAUUCACUUUCACAACAACUGCUUGCAUCUUUCCUGUGAUUGAUGGUCCUCAUGGGAAAUGCAGUCUUCAUAACGGGAAAACAACCCAUUUCAUCCAAAGAGGUCAUUUGAAACGACACAACAUUAGAACUCCUUACAGUAUCUUUAAUAAAAAUUCAACAUAUCAUUCUACCACAGAGUUGUUUUGCAGUUAUGACUGAGCUCAUUAUCUUCCUACAACUCUGAACCAUCGAUGUUGAUAAUUGUUCAGCUCCUCUUGCUUUCGAAUGUAAAAGUCUGACUCAUGAUCCACCAGAGAUAUCAUGCAUUUUGUAGUUUCAGCAGUGUCAGUCUGAUAUAAAGUGUUAAUUGGUUUUAAAAGAAAGGAUUGAUGUCUCUUAAAUCAGAGAGGCUGUGGAACUGCACGAGAAAUACCAAGAAGCAAUCUGUUGAUGUUUUGGCAAAGCUACAACGAUAACAGCUCAGUCAGUCUGAACCAGCAUCUGCUGUACACAAAUUAAGUCGAGCGCAUUUACACUAUUGCUCGGUGUAAAUUAGACUGUAAGAAAAGAUUGACUCUUAACACACACACCUCCCUGCUCUCAAAGUCAAUCAUCUUAUCACCGUCUCUGUGUGGUCUGGUUUGCAGCUGAAGCACUUUUAUGCAUAAUCAAUAAUAUAGAUUUCAAACCACCUCAUUUUCCUCCCACCCUUUCCACCCACUUGGAUUACAGUAAACAGCUGAUUUGUUAUGCUGAAAACACUCCGGAUGAGGUAGAUGCAGAGAUAAAAGCAGGAUCUUAAGGUGGAGCUACUGUUUACUUAAAGCAUAUACUUACUUACUUACUUACCUUUCGAUCUCUCCCAGUUAAUUAAUGUUAAGUCUAGCUUCUUUCAGCUUAGAUGCACAGCUGAAGUAAAGGCUCACCUCCCUCUUGAAGAUUUAAAGCAGGUAAUAUAUACAUUUAUAACAUCUUGGGGGCCUAGGGCAAUCACCUAUUGAACAUAAAGAACAACAUCCAAUUGUGGCUGCCAAUGGAAAGAAAUAGAGGGGUCAUGUCUCAGCUGUACCCUCCUUACUUUCAGUGUUUUAAGCUCUUAAUGGACUGACGAUGCCUUAUAUAGUCACACUGAAACAGACCAAUCAGCUACUCCUGUAUGUGUGUAGUAGCAGGUGUGUUAGUAAAGCAGAGGGACAGAGUGAGCAUUAUGAAACAGGAACUUUUUUCUCAUAAAUUAAUGAUGCUUUUGAGUCAAGACACAUGUAUCUACCUUCUUUUGCUCAAGUAUCAGCAGUUGUUACCUCUUGGGCCAAUAUCUUGUAAAAAUACAGUUGCUUAAAUUGCUCAUAUCUUGCUCAUUUUAGAGGUGAAGUGUGUAGAAAUAGGGUUUUUUUUGCAGUAUCUGCCCCCUUGCUCACCCCUCUGGUGAAAAAAGUGACGGUAGCCUUCUGGAAAAGAAUGCAUACUUAUUACUGUGAGAAUAAUUUAUCAUGAUUAUGUGUCUAAAACCGUUGAGAGAAAUCUGGGUUCAUACUUUUAUUGUGGGACAUUUUCUAAAUUGGAAACAACCUCCAACUUCGAACAUCAAAUAAAAAGUUCUGUAGCUGCCAGACCUCUCCAAAUAAUCUCAUUUCCUGCUAUUCCAUUAAAACAUUUCCCUCAAAUUAUCUCCUCAAAUUCAGGUCAACUUUUCCAUCAAAUGCUUUCCCUGAGCAGAAUCAACCCAUUAAAUUCUCCCCGGAGGAUAAGCUCCUUGCUUUUUCUUGCUAUAAUUUUUUACCAGAUUCAGGUUCCAGCCUCCUUCUCUUAUAGCUUUUUGUCCCCCUUUAGCACCCGUGAUCUGCGUUAGGUGAUUUAUUUUCCCCUGAAAAUGCUCAUGAUGAUCAUAUUUGGUUUAUCGGAUGAUUAAGGAGGAACAUUAGAGCAGCAGUCAUUGGCACAGUUAUGGUUGUUUAACCUGGGAGAUAGCUACCGCGGCUUGUCCUGUUAUUCAGCUUGGAUAAACAUUGAGGAAAAGUACAAGCAUCUCUUUAGGGAGUGAGAGUACAUCCCUCCGUACAUGGAAGAAUAAUCUCCCCUCAUCCCAUCCCAUCAGACUGGGAGUGGAAAUAGAAAUUCAAAAGGCUAUGCUGAUGCAGGAACACAUAUUUAUUGCUCAUACACACUAAUCCCUAUUCAUACGCAUGAUUCUACAGAGAGUUGUCAUGUGGCAUCAGUUUGAUCUUCGUCCGUGUCUCCAGAUUGAAGUCUGUAUGAGUCACUGACUGGGAUCUUUUAAUGAUCUCACCCGCUGCACCUUUUCAACCUCUCUGUCUUCUCUAUCACUGAAUCUUCAGCUGAAUCUUUUUGUUUUCACCAGAUAAGCUCCUGAAAAUUAGGUUCCCGAAGGAGGAUUGCAGCUACAGAAACCAGAUGGGACCCUCUCAGAAACAUUAAAAAAGAUACUCUAAGUCUUAAGCAGUGACAAACAAGAGUGUAAAUUAUAGGUGACAUGUUUAAUGUGUUAUCUGAUGCAUUUUAGUUUGACCUUGCACUUCAUCCAUGUGACUUUACCUGCUGAUUCUGACAUUUUUCUGCUCAAACCAAACACAGGCUGGAAAAACUGAAGGAUCCAGUGGAUUUGGUUUCAGAGGGACGGCAGAGUGGAUAAAGGCAGAGUGGUUUUAAAGCUCCCUGUCCUAGUUAAGGCAGGGCAGGGGAGUUUUGCUUGAGUGUGAGGUGGAGUCUGUGCAGUGAAUUAUUUAGCACAGCUUCCUUUAGGCGUGCUUACACUCAGCGGCUUUUACGCUCACACACAAAAGCAGAGCCACUGCAGACACACACACAUAUGUCUUUAAAAAAAAGGGGUCACAGGGACAGCUGAGGCGCUCGCAGAUCAAUACCAGGCGGCUCAACUCGUGACACUGACGGCAAUCUGCUUCAUUCUGAUGAAUCAUCUGUUUGAGAGUAAUGGCCUUUCAGGAGUUAAAGCUCCCAUGAGGAGUUUUUAUCUGGUUAUGAAUCAGACAAAUGAAUACAGAUGCUUCUGCGCGACCUACAGAGCAAAGAGCACCAUUAACGACUGGACUGACUGUCUCUAUAGUCAUUUUUAAUGCCUGUUAACGCCGCUCUAACGAGGUCUGUAUUAGCAUGCAGCUAAAACAAUAUCUGCAGGAGAUUUUUCCUCAUAAAUCACACACACGACAUGUGCACAACAAGAGCCAACAAAGACUUGUCACCAAACUAAAAGUUCCUCAUAGCAAGUUUAAACACAGGUCACAUGUAUAAUGAAUAGGGUGUCAGCAGAGGUGGAAAGAAACCAAGUGCAAGAAGAAAAUGAUGCAGUUUAAAAUAUAUUCAUGGACUACUUUUUGCAGAAAAUUGUCUUUGAGUUGUAUGUGUUUAUUUAUGUCAUAAAAAACACAAGCUAGCACAUUAAUGUCCUGCUCUGCUCUUCGUUGCUGCAGAUUUUCUUGUUGAUCCCAAACUUUUCCAGUCAGAUUUGAGAUCUAAAACAUACAGCCAUGUUUCAUAAUUUGUCAUUUCGAUUGGAGAAAUAUUGGAUCUCUCAGUUUGGACCACUUUUGUCUGCAUGGCAACAGUGAAGGAGGCUUCAGGAGACCUGGGGGAAAAGAGAAGCUACUACAGUAAAACCUGAAACAACCCCUUCUGCAGUGCUACAUGCAGUUGGAGGUAACAGGCUGACUUUAAAGUGUUUUCUUAUUGGGAUAUUGUAGGGUGUAGCUUUUGCAUUCGAUUAUCAUCGUUUUAGGGUUUCAGCCAAUCACAAUUAAACAUUUGACAUCGAUUUGAUUUGAAUCCUGGGAAAUUACAGUGCUCGAUUGCUCCAAACUAUAGAGUGCAGAAAAAUAAGAGUGACAACAUAAUGUUAGAAGUAACAGUGGUUAAUCAUGCAUCCUAGAAUAACAAUAGAAACACAUAUUUGUAGUAGUAGAAAAGAAGUUAUUGCAAGCUUUUUAAUGUUUUAUCUUGCAUUUUUAAACAAACAUCUGUACCUGUAUCAGGCUUGCAUCUUCAGCAUCAAUGGAGCAAAUCUGGAGUUGAGUUAACAUUUAUUAUUUGUGUAACUUCCUUCUUAAUGAGUCCAGGAUAACUGAAGUCUGUUAUUCUCUACCAAACGUAACCCGAGUUUGAGUUGGCCCUGCUGAGAAACAGCUUGUGGAGACUUUAACUUUUGUACUGAAGACACAUUUUGGAACCUACACUUUUCAGCAAAGGAGUUGAAUAAGUCUUUCUACUUUACUGGAGUCUUUUUAACACAACCAUCUGUACUUUAGCUGAAGGAUCUCUGCCACUUCUAAGGCCCAAUUUCAGCUGAAUAGCUCAAACUACAGCUGGUUUGACAGCUCUCAGUUCAUAAGCGUUAUGAUACUCGACGUGAAGAUCUGGACCUGUCACUUCAGGUUUGAAAACCAAUUUUCUUCCGUUGCUUGAAAGAAGAAACAGUCCAAAGUAAAAGGACAUUCAGUGAGGUUUUCCUCACACUUGCCUCAUGGUUAAGCCUGAAAAUGUGUCUCACUUCAGCGCUUUGAGUGUAAUUUGCACUCUGAUGACUUUGGCAAAGGCGCAGACUGGACAUGAGAGGGCUGGUGUGAAACUGAAAGCUAUCAGGAUUGAAACUCAGCAGGUCACUCACAGUAUCAUCAGCUAGUUGGACUUCACCUCUCUGUAAUUCAGGAAAACAGCCAAAGCUCGGGUACUGAUUUAGAGACUGUUUAUUGUGGUUUUUCCAAUAGUGUAUUAGCAUAACAAUCACAGAAGCUGUUUCUUUUCCAAAUGACCAACAACAAUCUUCUGUUUACCCUUUUGUUAAUGUCUUAUUGAUCAGUUUGUGGACUACAUUGGACUUGAGCUUAUAAAAAUUGUAGUCAAACAUCUGGAGCCCCCAGAGCUGGCCUUCUCCAUGUUAACAGAUGGGACAUGGUUGAAGCUUUAAAGCUUCUAUGAGUUUUUUUUUUUAACAUCUUAGAAAUAGACUAAAAUGCGUGUUAAUGGCUAUUUAUGAUAUCCAUAAGCAAACAGAACCAUCAGGGAUGUGGUUGAUGAGUUUCAUAAGAUAGAUUUUAAUGCUUGAAACCAGUGUGAGGGGGUAGGUGUCUGCUGAACAACAGGAAAAAUAGUCAUGUUUUUACCUUUUCUAUACAAUUAAUGUCUAAUUUCACUAUUUUUCUCUCCAGAGGACAGACAUCACUAUGUAGAAGAGAAUGUAGUUUUUUUUCAGAAACUAAAAGUUCCUCACAGGAGCUUUAAACUCAAAAAAACAAGUUAAAGACAUUCCUUCUCUUAGAACUUUCCAUCAUAGUUGGUUCUUGUCAUGCUGGUUUAUGCCCAGUUAUUCCUUUCUUAGAGGAAGUUGGUUUUAUAUUAUUGUGCGAUGCUAAAAAGACACAAGAACCUUUAAAAUUUCCAUAACUCUGAGUAUCUGCUUCAUGUUAACCCAAGAGUCUGUUGUGCUGUGGACAUUACCAAUCUGAGGGAUCUUUGCCAAAGGGGUUAGAUUGCAUGUUUUGGCUCCACCAGCAAAUAUGCCAGAAUCAUAUCGGCAAUCAUGAGUCUCCCAGUGUUGGCUACUAGAAAGACCUUAAAGGUUGGUUUAAGAUUUGAAAACAUUUUUAGCAGUUUCUGAAGUUUAGAGUUUCUCCAGCCUUGAGAAUCUGAUGGUGUUCAGUUUGAGUGGCAAAAUGCUCUCAAUAAUUUCAACCAACUUCAGACGCCUUUUUGAUCAAAAUUUAAAGUACAACCACCUGAAGAGAUGUAGUAAAAGUUUUAGAAGAAAGGAAAGCAGAGGUUCUGAACCGACACCCCGAGUCAAUGUAUGAUACUCGAUAUCAUGUCAGAAGAAGCUGCAUCAUUCCUAUAAUCUUAUAAUCAUCAGCACAAGUGGCUCUAAUCUGUAAAGCCUCACAAUUAGAUUGAACAAACAGAUCAAGUUUACAGACCUUAAAUCAGUCUCCUGUUUUGUAAUAUGCAAAUGAAAAUCUCAUGAUAAAACAGGAUUAUGAGGUAAAUAUUAAAUCUUAAUGGAGCUGAGUGUGAGGCUGCAUCACUCCUCAGGAUUACAAAUAAUUUAUGAUGUCCCUAAACUGCCCUUCAUCCAAUUUUAAUGAGCCUUUUUGCUACUCACUGAUAUCUGGAUUAUCUUUAUCAAGCCCACACCCCACCAAGCUGGCUAAAUGAAUUAUGAAAAGAAUGAUUUUAAGAGUUUUUUAAUAAUUCGGCGGUCUUAUAAAGGUUGAUCUAUUUAUGCCUUGGUGAUGGUUUUAAGAGUCCUGUAGAUGUAGGUGUAUCUUCAGCACAAAACACGGUAAAAGAAUAAUCAUGUGUGACAAGAACUGUGUGACCUUGAUGGCAUUUUGGGGCAAGCAGCUUCCCUUUAGCCCAUCAAUGGAUUUUUGUUUGUUUCACACAUUUUCUGGGAUUAAUGAAAACUUAACAGGCAAUCAAUACUAAAAUAAUGAUCGAUUUCAAUAAAACAUUAAGACAUACAAUUACUGAAGAGAAAAGUGUAGAAAUGGGACUAUGCAACAAUGUCAAGCUGUCAGAAUCUACAUUGAAAUGCUUCCUUGCUCGCCACUCCCAAUGGUAAAUCUUCUGUGACGAAUUUCCUGUUUGUGUAAAUUUUGGCGCCCCCUGUGGACAAAGCAGUUUGGACUUAUCUUGUCCUUCAUACACACAUAUUCCUUGUUAUCCUGCGUACUUAUAAUCAAAUGAAUAUUUAAAGGGGUAUUCCGGCGUAAAUUUAAGUUAGGGUCAAACACAUUGUAACACCGAGUUAGACACCCUGUCGAGAGAUGAAUGUUGCCGACUGCUUGCUUCUCUAGUUAUACCAAAUUUAGUUACAACCGCAGAUAGCAAUACUGAGAGCCAUGCACUCAACCUAAACACCUCUCUAUAGCCACAAAUAAUGCUCAGAACAGCACCUAACUUUAUCAACAGUAUAAUAUAGUAUAAUAGUAUAAUAAUCACCAUAUUAAUCAGUUUGCACUGCAGACGCGGUAGUUCUUCUGCCUUAGUGUCUUGGUCUGAUUGCAUUUCCAUGAAGUAACGAUCAAAUACAGGGGAAAACAGGGAUGUUUCUUCAGCUGCUUUGCUGACACCUACCCCCUUGCAAUGAUUUGAGGUAUUUGGGGCAGCAGUAGCUCAGCAGGUAGAGCGGUCGCCCAAAAACUGGAAGUUUGGUGGUUUGAUUCCCCCCUAUCCUUGAUCUGGCUGUUGUGUCCUUGGGCAAGACACUUAACCCACCUUGCUCCCAGUGUGUGUCCUCCACUGGUGUGUGAUUGUCAGUGUGCUUUGAGGUGGUAGUCGGAGGGGCUGUAGGCGCAAACUGGCAGCCACGUUUCCAUCAGUCUGCCCCAGGGCAGCUGUGACUACUAAGAUAGUUUACCACCACCAGAGUGUGACUGUGUGAACGAAUGAAUGAUGUAUCCAAUGUAAAGCACUAAAAAAAAUCUGAUGCAUAAUAUAUAUGGAAAUCUCGUAUCUCGUGGUCUUGCUUGCUUUUGUAUAUUAUAAAAAGGCAUAAAUAUGAAUUUUAUUCUGUUACAUGGACAUCAAAAAUUCCUCUUUAAAUCCUGACUUCAUUCUCCUUACAUUGUGACUCUAUUAUCUCUGUAGUAGGACUGAAUUCCCAGUCUAUUUCUCUUCUCUUAAUGUGACCUUAAUCCUCCAUCAUAAAUCAACCACACACUUGGAAAUAUCACAUUCCUCUGUUCCGCUUUAUGGCGCUCAAUUUCCACUCUGUAGCCCACCUUGACAAUCUUCUUUAAAUGCCAUUCAGUGGGCUUUGCUCCAAAGUUGGAGACUGUGACCUUGACAGGUGUUUCACGUGGUCCCUUGCUAUAAAUGAGGAUCUCCUUUCAUUGUAAUUUAGUUUGAGCUUCUAAAUCGUCCAAUUAAGGUGUUAAUCGGAUUAACAACCCCAUUUCUUCUAAUUUUAUUGCCCCAAUCAUUUCUGCCAAAGAUUCAAUUAAAAGCCAAGUGUCCCCCUGCCCACGUCCAAGUGGAAGCUUUUCUUUUGCCCCGGAGAGACCACGACUUGCCACGGGGGGUCUAGGAGGACAGCCGGGCACGCCUGCUCCGGGACACGGGGGUGGGUGGAUGGUGGGAGGCGGUUUCGACGCUGUGGGGUGACUGAUGAAUAUGUGACGUUGCCGAAUUGCAGCAAAUUGCCAAACUGUACGGGAGGAGAGACCAGGCAGGACGCACUGAAAACGGCAGAUUUGAGGAGGGGAGGGCAAGAGGAGGAAGGCAGGGGGUGGGGGGAUACAAAAAGAAGAAAAGAAGAAAAAAAAAACGCACACCGACAGGGGAGUUGGAUGGAUGCGAGGGGACAGAGAGGAGCAGGAGACCGGCUCUAGGAACAUCAAGGGGUCCCAUCAAGAGGUCUGGUGUCUGCACCAAAUCAGCUUCAGGGAUGUAGUCGAAGCGGCUCCGAGCUCAGCCCACCCGAGCUCAGCACCAUGAAGAAACACUCCGCAAGGGUCGCCCCGCUGUCCGCCUGCAACAGUCCGGUGCUCACCCUCACCAAAGUGGAAGGUAGGAGGAGUUCAUGUGCAUGAAGUGCGCCUGUAAAACCCGAUAAGUGGGGCUGUGCGUUUAGGACCGAACUCCAAAUUUAGAUGCAUCCUCCUGUUGACCUUAAAUAUUCCCUUAUGUGUCUCUUUUUGCCGUGGAUCAACUUUGGAAAAUCUUGCAGCAAACAUAAUCAACCGUGCGCGUAACUUGCCUUAAUCGAUGUGAUCAUCUACUUAUAAAACAAUCCUACAUUUCUGCAUGAAAAUGUCCUCAGGUGCACCUUAAUUCUCUGCUGUAAUAGUGAUUUUUUUUGCUAAAAACCCUCGAAAUCGACCUGUUUGGUCUGCAUAACUACGUUAAUGUCGCAUUGAUUUUUUUUUCUUGGAGUAGGACCAGAUCAUGCAGCUGUCUUCAUGAACACUGAGCUAAAUUUACUGGUCCACUGGGAGGAUCUUAAGUUGUUAUUGCAGCAGGGAUUCCCCCUCUUACUCUUUUUUCUCACUCUCCAACCCUCCACCCAUCAGUGGCUGCAGGAGGCACACAGCUGAAAUACCACCAAACUGUCACAUAACAGAGCAAUUGGGACAUGAACUUAACCAGCAGUAAACAUCUAAUGGUGCUUGUAAAGGUUGCAUUAUAAUUACAAUGCUCUGCAGUCCACCCUAAGUGGCUUCCUGAUGGAUCUUGUUAUUUCGGGUUUCCCAGUCUUGCCCAGAAGCUGCUCUAAAUUCUAGAGAGCUGACAUUUCCUGGUGGCAUCACAAAGACAACUCCUCUCUGACUCUGUAUGUGUGCAAGUGUGUGUCUAUGCUUGCUGUAUCCUCUCCAAACACCUGUCCUGACGUCUUGGACGAGUAUAGUGCCAUAUUCCUCCUCCUGACUCUCCAGUAUGCCCUCUCCUCCUCCGCCUCUCUUCAGCCUCAUACUUGUGCAAAGCAGUGAUGUUAUGCAUUUUUUAAUCCACCCCUCAGCACUGAGAACGCCUGAAUGUCUCAGUGUUUGGCAUAAGCAUAGAGUAACACUGAAUCGGCUGCUGAUUUCACAGCACUUCAGCGCCUUGCAUGUGAAGUAAUCCUGGGCACAAUUGCAUUUCUUUGGAUGAACUUGGAAAAAUACGGAUUAAAUUGGAUUAAAAGCGGUAUGUGCGAAUAAAUCUGCAUUCUAGUUAAACUUAUCUGUACGAUUUUGACACAGAAACAUGAGAAAAUAGUCCUGUGGCUUUAUGCCGAUUCGUUAAAUGCCUAUUUGGUUAGCAUUAAGGAAACAAACCGGCAUUUUUCCUUUGUGCAGUGCAGUAAAGUGACGCUCAGAUGAACUCUAAGGGAUCAGCUGAUGAUGCCACAGCAAGCAGAGCUGAUCUGCUUCUGGAAAAGCUGUUUUCACUUUCCAUAGACAGACUGCUACAUGUUUCCAAACUGGGUGAUGAUUGUAAAACAGCAGCUGGAUACACAGUUUUCACAGGAACAGUAAACACUCUGUAAUUUAUUUCUAAAUCAGGGUAAGGUGUUAGUUUACCCUGAAUUUCUUAGAUAAGUGGUUUUAUCCAGAAGUUUCAGAAAGACUUAAAAACCCAUAAUUAAUCUUCAAAACGCAAGGGAAAAACUAUAAACACACAAUUUGCAUUAAUUCAAGGCAAGAAUACCAGUUUACCAUGUAUUGAUUGUUCCUGUAAAAUCCCUAUAGAAAAAAAACGCCUCUGCUCCAAAAAAUUCUCAGAUUGAGAUCUUUGUAACUUUUUUAGUGACAGGUUGGAGUUUGUCAGUAAUUUAGUCAGUAUCUUCCAAGGAUAAAACACAAAGUACAUUACUUUCAUAAGGAUGAAAUGAAAUCAGUCACAAUGUAAGGGUUUGUCCACUGGGGGGCACCAAAAUGUGCAGAGAGAAGGUCACUCACAGGAGCUUUAAGUACGUCCUGCUAUCAAUCUGUUUACAGACAAAUUGGCUCGAUUGAGUAAGAAUUUAACUGGAGUAGUAAAUAUUUUUAAAAAUUGUAGUUUUUUUUAAAUACCUGGGCAACUUGACGUUGUAACCUGGGACGUUUCAAGGCAUCAACUUCCUCAUCUUUCAAACAGAAAUUCCUCCUUGCUGACUAGCCUAGAGACAAAAACUGUCAAAAUUAGCAUAACUGAUAAACAAAGCCAAAAACUAAUAAACAUUAGCAGACCACCACCACCAGCUUUCAAUCUUUCCAUACAUAUACCAGUUUUACCAAACACAUCCCAUGUCAUGCAACCUCACCCUGUUUGCUCGGUCAAUCUACGCCCUGCUACAACAUGCUAGUAUGCAACCAGGAAGCGACAUUUUUUUGUAGGAUGGUAGGGGAAAGUCCCGCCUCCUUCGCUUCUGAUUGGCUAAACACGCUCAAGCCAAACACAGGCUGUCGGCUCUGACAUCGAACAGAACAUUACAGAACAUUAUCGCACUUCUGAAUCUCCUAACCCUAACCCUAACCCGACAGAUGAUGACGUUUCACAGCCAUUAGGAAUAACCAAUUGGAGCCCAGCACUUCUGGCUGAUCGGAGGCAAAGGAGGGCGGGACCUUUCCCUACCAUAACACUUAUUUUGGAGGCAAUUCAGCCAAAAUCCUCCUGGCAUUUCACAUGCAAAAUAAAACAUAUUGAAUGAACUGUAACUUGAAUGGAGAAGAUUCACGCUUGUGUGUUUCUCACAGCUUUCAAAUACCCUGAAAAAUCUACUGCUGUACUACAAAAACUUCCCAGCGUAAUAACAUCUGUCUUUUUAUCUAUCCAACUUGAAAGCAGCUUUCAUCAGCGACUAAGCUUGCGGUAAAACCAUACCAAACAGAAUUAUUCAGAUAACAGCAGACUUAUGAAACUGUUACCUUCACUCUCUGUUUCUGCACUUUUGUGAGUCAAAGCCUAAACCAUACAGACUCUGCUGACUCAGACUUGUCAGUGAAGCUUAACUCUCUGUCUGUUCACGCUCCUGUUGUUUUGGGGGUUCGCUACAUCCAGAGCUGUUAAUAUGAGAUAUCUGAAAGUACUUCAUUAUUCAUAAUUAAUGACUACACCAGCUGCUGGAAUAUGAAUGAGGAUUUCUCCUGCAGUUUCAUAUGGACGCUGCAGAGAAAGUCAUCAAGAUGCUGAAGCUGUUUAAACUGUGUUGACUAUAAUCUGCAACUGUGAGGCAUUCGGGGUAACCUCGGAAGAAUCGCCGCUGCAAUGUUGCCGGAUAACUUUUAAGCUUAUUAGUGUGAAUGUCAGCUAAUGUUAGUUUGAGCAGAGCUGAGAUGACAAGCUGAUAUUAGGCGAACACAAAAGUCGAAGAUAAGCUCUGCUGCUGCACAAAGCCGAGGGUAGAGAAAGGGUUGUAAAUGUGCCUGUUUAUGAUUGUGACUAUACAGUAUUGUAGAUUUUAAAGCACUCAGAGCUGUGUGGAGUUUAUGAUGUGGCUCCCGGGCUGCAUGAAAGCAGGAGGAAAUCACAGGGGUCCACAGCAGCUCAACAUGCAGCUUUUCAGAGAGACUGAUGCUUAUGUAACACCAGCUCCGAAACCUCUGUUCUCCUCACUAACAACCUGCUGCAGACAGACAUUUUCCCCCAGUUCGGCAUCAGUUAUAACCUUUCUUUUUUGUCCUUUUACAUGCCUGUGUGACAUCCACGGCUCCAUCGUAGCAUCAGUGUGAAAAGAACUGCGUGUUCCUCAAAGAGAAGUGGGAGAUGUUGGGACAUGUCCAGCUCUGCAGAAUAAAACCCAAACUCUAAUUGGCAGAUUUUCAACUGGAGCUUAGAUUUUCAUUUGGUUGUAUCCAUUUACAGCAUAUAUAAAGAUGAAGAUGGAGUAGACGGCUCAUUUUCUCAUUUGCUUUCACACAAUUACACCUCAAACUGGAUCCAUAAACUACAUAAAAGACCAAACACUGCCACCAUAUCACUCUUUGGCAUGUUAACCUCUCCUUGGCCUGAUAUCAUUUUAUCUCUGGCCAUCAGGCUGCCAUUGUAGCAUCAUAUCAAUCACAGACAGCCUCAUACCAAAUGACACCCUGCUUUAUAAUUUACAAAAUUGGCAUCAUGCUGCAUUUAGCCCCUUUUAAGCAUGAACUCAUGACAUUUCCUUGAUAAUUUCAGGACAUUCAGGUCCCAGUGUUUCCCCAAAUUGCCUUUCACACGUGUCUCUCACAGCAGGAGAUUGUCAUAGUCAUCUGUGCUCUCACAUCUCAGAAUAGUCCAUUUGGGAAGUACAUGCAGGAUGAGGAUGGGGAGUCUUCAGUGAUGGUGAUGGUGCUGUUUUUCUGUUGAUAUGGUGACAACUAAUGCAAAACAUAGUCGAAACCUUAUCAGGACAAUACAGAGAAAUUAAACUCAAUCUCUAUCAUGCUCUUAGUGAUGAGAUGAAGAAAAAAAAUAGAGAUGAAGAAAGCGUAAUCUUAUAUCAUAUUGAGCUAUCCAGGGAGUGUUUUAAGUUUAAAGCAUGAUUCAGUGCAAACCAGUAAGUUUCCAGAUACAUGGCGAAAGGCUGCAGCCGUGCACCCCCUCUCCUUGACCAUGUGGACAUGCUCGUUUUUCUCAAUAAGAGGAAAUUAAGCAGAUAAGUGAACACGGAGUCUUACAUAUUUUGCUGUUCAGUUCCCAUGCCGCAGCAAUUCCACAUGAAGUAGUUUGAGCUUCUCUCUGAUUACUUUCUAAAGCGAUGAAUCAAAUGAAAGCAGGGUCCAUUUUCUCCUUUGGUUUCACUUUAUCCGUCUUCUGGCCAUUACGACAAAUGCAAAUUUAAAGCUAAGCCACUUUGGAUGAACUCAACAAACUGGUGCCUUUGUCCCCUUCUCAAAAGCAGCUCACAGUUCUGGUUCAUCUUUGGGAUGUAUCAGGUCUUUAAGAGGAGACUAGUCAGUUCUGACAUCAAAUGAUCGUCGUCUUGAGGCUGGUAACACACCAAUCUAUCAUCCGACAGCAAAUCCCAGAAUCCUUCAUUGUUCCUUUAGUGUUCUUUGAAUGUGUAACAAAUGGUGUUUUCUGUGGAACCACUGCUGUCUUCCUAAGCUAUAACUUUGAUUCACGGUCUCAUCUGCAGUAUUUACAGAAAAAUUCACCCAACCAGCAGCCCAUAGAUGAUAACUAUUGAUUCCUCCUUGAGUUUGCUGCUACUGAUGACCUCUCAGGGAAUGUCUGUUGCCAUGCAUGAGUCGUCAAAAAAGUACAUAAAAGCUCCUUUAAUCUCUGUUAUUUCAUUACACACUGUGAAAAGGAACAGGCAUCUUUUUAAAAGACAAUCGUCUCUAGGGGAGGCGGUUAUAUUUCACGAGCUGCUAUUCUGGUCACACUCAAUCUUCCCCCAAGGGCAGCAUGAACCUUGAACCCGAGGUUUCAGUAAAUCAAUUGAAUAAUAGCAAAUCAACUUUUGAAACACACAAGAGUAGACAUCAGGGUUAAAAAAAAAAACUGUAUACAGAUGAUUAAAUCAUUUACUGUACGAUUGCAUCUUCAAAAAUAUGACAGAUUUUCCCAGAAUAAGAAGAAGACGAUGAUAUAGUGGGAAAUUUCUGCAGUCCUUUUAUUCCAUGUCCUUCAGGAUUUUAAUGUGGAUUAACUCAGGAUACGCAUGUUUAUGUGUUGUUAAGAUAAAAGAAGAGGUAGAAAACUUAAGAAUUUGUUCACGCUUUACAAUCGCUUUGUUGCAACAGUCACUGUGUCGGAUUAAGGCGGUUUAAGAGCUGCGAAUUUGUGCUGCGACUCGAGUGACAGUCAUGACAGACGACAUGAUGGUGCCUGACCAGUGAAGGAGAAGAUGCCUGUCAAAAUGACACAGGGAAAAGCUAACAGCAGCAACUCACCCAGUUGCUAAAAUAUGUGCGUUAUUUCUACGUUUCUUUUUAUUCGGUCUGUCGUGAUCCCUCAACGCCACGUCACAAAUGCAAGGAUGUUGUUCCCAACUUCACGGCUUCUCUUUAACUUGCCAAUUUGCUUGUGACCUUUACAUGUGCAGAGUGGGCUUUACUCGUAUGUCUCAAUGUCACUGGCAAGACUGAAUAAACGGUGCACGGCAGAGAAAAAAAUCGAAACGUGUUGUCCCAGACAUGGCAUUGACUAUCAUUCACCUUGUAUUUCUCAGACUGACUGAUCAUCCUGCCAACAUUGUGUAGUCUGAUGUCUUCAUUUAAGAACUUAACUUGUCUUGAGGGGUGGGUGCCAUUUCAGUUGAAUCAAUCCUGACUUCCGAUCCUCUUGUGGAUGUUUAUCGAUUCUUGUUUCUGGUUCCAUUAUUUUUGGAGACUCAGGGAGUAUUAAAGGGUCAAAUAUUAGCCUGCUUGUAACGUUGGGACAUUGACACUUCGUUUCUGAAUGAAACGUUCCCCUUCUUAUUAGAGUAGAUCAACAAGACAAUCUACGAACCACAAUUAUCUUGUCGUUUGCAAUGCUAAUGUCCCCAUCUUGGCUUUCUGGAGCUAUCGAUGGACAUGCUUAGACAACAGGGUGGAAAUAUGUUUCUACCUUUCAGUUCUAGUCAACAGGUCACUAGGAUAGCUUCUUGUCUUCUGCAUAGACUGUAUGAGACAAAGAUUUAGUCUCAGUGUCGUCAUUCAUUGGUUUCUGAAGCUCAAAGAUUUAUCACUUCCAUACUGAAAAUGCUGACUUCUGUAGUCCUGUGACUAAUCUAAAAGAGGUGGAGUUGAAGCCACAGCCAAGCCUACUGGAAAAUUACAAUCUACUCAAAUGCAUGCUAAAUUGGCCAUACCAGAGCUGUGCUUAAUUAUGCAGAAAUCUUAGCCUCAGUAAUAAAAAUAAAUGAGGUAAAAAAAGGAAACAAUAUCACAUCCUUGUCGUUACAAAUAUGAAGCAAUAUGAAGCCCCAUAAGGUUCAUUCUGAGAAACUUUUGCAAGAUCUUGCAAAAGUUUCUUGGGAUUAACCUUGUAUUUUUUCUCCAUUUCACCUUAUGGUCUUUGAAAGGUAGAGACAUCAAAGCUUUUUUUAUUCUAGGCUGUAAACAUUUCUGCUGUAAAAAUGGAGCUUUCUAGAUGCACCCCAAGGCUGAGGGUCUCCUUAGUGUUUGCAGUCAAACUCAUUAAAACUAGAUAGUCAAACCGUCAAGUUAUGACUGAAAAUCCUCACUUAGAGGAUAAACAAGUCAUCAGAUCCGAUAGAGUCUCCUGGACUUUUUUCGACUCUGUAAUCAUCAAAACAAAAGAAAAACACCCUUUUAACGCAUUCAUAGAACAUUAUAUAGUCUUACAUCUUGUCCUUGUUUGCAUGUGUCCUAUUUGUAUGUAAAUGUACAACCAGGCCUGUGUGAACCAUGACAACCUUAGUAUGGAAAUGAAGCUGCACCUGCCAAAAUGAAGGUCACACUUAGACACGCACGCCCAUGUUCGACUUGCGUCAGUGUGGUUGAAAGAUCACUAGAGGCAGCAGUGAUGAAUUCUUCUGUAUCUUAUUUUCUAAACCCCGUUGAAAUCCUGCGUCUGUACUCUCAUCUUUUGAAUGUAAUCAGGGUCGACUUUGAACGAAGUCGGAGGAGGAGGCGCCCUCUUCAGUCUUGAUUCAUUUUAAAAACCAGUGAAACACUUCUUUAUGUGCUUGAUAGAGUGUCUGAAACACUCAGAAGCGGCGCUUUUAUUUUAUUAAGAGGGAGGUCUAUCAAAGCAGCGUGUGUGUGUGUGUGUGUGUGUGUGUGUGUGUACAGAAAUGCUAUUAGUCUUAUUGUAUUGAAGGAGAUUUAAAUGGAUGGACUGAUGUUAAGUACUCUAUAAAUUCAUUCUAGAGGUUCAUGUGAGGUCUGCUGCCUUUACUUGCUGGGUUUGUAUUUUCAAUAGAAGAAAACAUCCAAUAAAAGAUUGUAGAAGUUUGAUCUCAGAGCAAAAUCCUCGGCACAGACGUGCACAGAUGAAGCUCUAAUCCUAAAUAGAGGGAGUGGAUCCAAAAGCUUUCUUCGGGGUGCAGGAAAGCUGCCCAUCCUCUCCAAAUGUUUCACACAGACUCCAACCAGAUGCUCCUGUUUUACACUCAUGGUGUGCCUAGAAGGUUAAUUGUUACAAAACUGAAAUAAGAAAAUAUUUCCAUCCCUACUGCAGUGAUUGUGACCAGCACAAAAUAGCGUCAGCAAAAUAUGCACCGUGUGCUGCGUUGCAUUUAAUCUGCACAAAGUGACUGAGUUUGCAGUUAACUCGGUCCAAAUCUUUUGUGACAAACUUUCCUUUUAAAGUGUUUUAAAAAAUGUAUCCAUCAGCAAACUCUUAAGGUCGUCCUACAAGGGGGGUAUGAAGGUCAUGAUUUACAUGUAACCAGAGGAGGGGAGUGGUUUUAUACAGAGGCGUAGCUGCUUAUGAUUGGACAUCUGCAUCACACACAUUCAAGCAACUUAAAACCUCUUUAAAACUUAAUUCUUACUGCUUUAAAAAGUGGUGAAAUAAACACUUCUGCUUUUUCAAUAUCUAAUUGGAAGAUCUAUUACUAAUUCUUUAUAAUGUUGAGACUUGAACUUGUGUUAUAUAAUAGGGUGACCAUAUUCUGAAUCCCCAAAAAGAGGACAUGACUAUGCAGGGGUGGAGUCACACAUAGUAAAUUUUGAGAGUGUUUUUUACGUGCUUCUAACGUAAGUCCAUGCGACACAAACUCAAAACUUCCAUAAAAAACCCCAAAAAAGAGGACAUGUCCGUGUAAAAGAGGACGUAUGUUCACCCUAUUAUAUAAUGAUUCAGAAGAAUGUCUCUCAGCAGUCGUCGUUCACCCAUGUGAUCGUGACAGCCUCUCUCUCUCUCUUCGUGCUUAUUCUGUCCCUUGGCUUUUCAGGCACACACAGACACAAACAUCUGCUUCCUCUUGCAAAAUAGAUUAGGAAGAGUAAUGUGAAAAAAUAUCUGUCAUGUUCUUACUGGUGCUAUCAUCAUGAUUUGGAUGCUCCUGGCGUCUCUUUUGCAAUACAGAGUUAAUUACCGUUGUUUCUGGGUUUAAACCAACAGGAUUCAAGUAUUAAACACAGUAAGAGAGCUGAGUAAAAAGCACACAGUAAUUAUUUGGCUAGUGCAUACUGAGAAAAUAUGCAAUGUGUGUGCAAUGAAUUACUCCAAGUUGUUCUGUCUUUCCGCUGUUUUCCAUGAUUUUCACAGUACCUGCAGCAUCUCCCCACUGAAUCCAAAAUAAAUCCGAAAAACUGUUUUUUUUCUCCAACACUAAAUUGGCAGCAAUUUGAUGGCUACCUUGAGCCUCAUCUGUCUGCAUAAAAACACAAAAAGCAUGACCAUUACAUCCAUCCAGCAGGCGAAAUGUGUUCUUGCUGUUUGAGGAAGCAUUAUGUAGCAGACUCAAGCUGGUCGUGUUUCGGCAGAGAGGAAGUCACUCGGGAUGUGCAUAAAGAGGUGCAAAAUUGGAAAAUCACACACAAGCAUAUAGGCAGUGGUAUUGUAUGCAGAUGAGGGAAAAUCUCCAUUGUUUUUGUGGUCAUUUUUUUCAACACUAGUGUAAAAUUCAUCCAAGCUAGAAAAAAGCACAGAUCAAACAUUUUAUAAUCUUGCUAGCAUUUCUUAAUAACUCAUAAGUGGGACAACUCUUUGUGCAGCAUCUGUUAAGUUUGUGUCUGUCAGUGUAAAUGGAGUGGACAACAUCAUGGAGUGACAACAGUUAUCUAUCAGAGCCUCUACAACAGAUAUAACAAAGAAUACAUGAAGAUAAAUUAAGACAAAGCAAACGAGAAAGUGAAAAGUGAACCACAGUUUAUGAUCACGGGUGAAGUCAACCAGCCAACAUAACUCAACCUUACUGAGAGUUUCUGUGGGGCUGCUUAUUGAUUAAAGCUCCUGUGAGGAGUUUAAAGCUGGUUACUCAGCUGCAAAAGCAGACAGGACCAUCAGCAUGACGAUGGAAUAUUUCUGUUUAGCUAGUUUUAACGCCUAAAAUCACUGCCGCAGGGUUAGUGUCAGACAUGAUAUCUCACAGCAUGCUGCCAAAACAGCCUUUUAGUCGUUUUCUGCAGCAGAAACUCUCCAUUAGUGAUGAAAAUGUACUAUUAAAAGAAACCCACUGACACUUGAACUGAAAGUUACCUGAAAUAUGCUGUUCUCUUAUUUCAAUCGAGGACAUUGAAACGAUCAAAAAUCUGAGUUCAUGUGUGCAAACAGCUGAUAGAAAUACACUGACUGUACUUUUUCACUUUUGCUCCUUUAAGUUGUAAAACAUUUUUCAAAAGAGCCUUCACUUCCACUUGAAUAAAGAUUGUGUGAACUCCUCCACCUUUGAAUAUGUCUGGAAAUGGAAAAAUUAUAAAUCAGGUCUCUGUGUGUCUGAUAGUCCCUGAAUUCAGCGGCCUUCGGGUGCAGAGCGGGGGGUGAAACCGCUAUUUGGGCAGACAGCCUGUGCACCUGCGGUGGCUGCUGAUCCAUUACUUUAACACUGACGCCGUGGCCAAUCUUUUAAAUAUUGAUUUGUCGCGGAAAGUGCUGGGACUCAUGCCAGUGCGUUAAACUGCAGCUCCAUCACGCCAUACUCACUGUAAUACGGGACUGCAAGAGAGAUGGAGGGAAGCUUCUAGACCAGGGGGAUACACCGCUCUGCCAAAUAUGAGUAAUGCUUUUGCUCUGCUGCAGCUCUGACACACAUAAACAAACUCUGGCUUCCUCGCAACACUGUUUUGUUGUGUCAACAAUCAGAGGGCCGCAGCUCUGACCUGUACCGUGAGCAUCUGUUGCACCAGCUGGGCAGGUCAGGCCAAAGAGACAGGGGCCAAUUCAGUCCCUCCUUUAACAAAGUGCAAACAAUCUCUUCCUCACAGAUGAUGCUGUUUGGUGUGAAGGUGCCUCCUCCUCACUUUGAUCUGCCUGCAAACAAGAGGGAAAAAAAAUGUCUUAAAGCUUAUUUGAGAUGGGAAGCACUACCGGCAGAGUACAGAACAAAGAGGAGCCGAGGUUUUCUGACAUCAAAACAGAGAAACCGUUUAAAAACAGAAAAGCUGAUGCAGGCAGAGAGACAUGAGGCAACAACAGGAAAUACUGAGAAACUGGGUGAUCCUGAUAAUCAGUCAUUGAAACAGACAAACGGAGGAAAUUGGAUUUAAGCUUUUUAAGGCUUUGUUUUGAUCUUUGGCUAAACGGAGAUACAACCUUGUUCAAUUUAAUUGAAUAGUUCAAGUGCUGAACUUUUGGCCUCUAAGUUUUUAAUUUCUCUAAAAAACAAAGAAAAGAGCAGCAGCACUAAGUUUGUAUCUUCAUUUGUUUCAAGCAGAAAUACAAAGUUCACACAUUGAAAUAUGGAAGCAUGUGUGUGUGGGAGGUAGAAACAGAUUUGUCUUGGAUUAAAAUGACAACACUUCCCCGUCUCCUCUCAUAGUAGAAACAAAAUAUUGCAUCAAUGCAAUAAAGGUGGGGUAGGCAGAAUCUGAGGAAGUGCCAGUUUUAGGGAGAAAUCUUGAAUGUAAACUCUACCCCUCCCAACCAGUUUUCGCCUCAGCUCCUCCUCUCCCCUCCCUUUCUUCUCCAGCAAGCCCCGCCUACAAACAGACGCUCCUGCUCGCUCGUAUCGUUCCAAUUAAAUUCAGAUAUAAUGCAGAUAAAAACUUCAAGCAUUGGUGCUACUGUAGAGGCCAACAGACUACCAACAAACACAAUGUUCGCAGGACUUCUACAACGAGGAUAAAGUGACAUAGUCCAGGACCCAAGGUCAACAGUUUAGAGGCGCUACAACAUGCAGCAGGUCCCGUUUGACGAGAAACACUUCUGUUUCAGACACUUGGCUUACUUUGUUAAAGCGGUUUACCUGUCCAGAAGAAAGGUUACAGGGUCCUUAAGAUCCCGAAGCGUCCCCCAUCAUUUAUGCUAGCUUCAUUGACCUUGACUCAGCUUUUUAGCUCUUGUCCGGGUGGUCUACCUCCUUUUUAAGCGCCUGUUGUUCCGCCAGAGUCUCCGGUAUUCACUUUGUUUUCUUACUUGUGGUGGCAGUCUUGGAGGAUUCAGACAUUUUUCCGUACUUUCUGGUUAGUUUCCACAGUCCGAUAUUGUAGCACGCUAACUUUGUUUGGGCUCAUGCACGUUACUCAAGGAUGUGGAGCGUGCCUAACAACAUGAGGGAGCAGCAUCUCACUCACAACCAGUCAGCACGAGGAAGAUGGAGUAUGGCUUUGUUUACAUUUAGAAAGAGCGGGCCACUUAAAAAAAUUUAAAUGUUGACUACACAGACAUAACAGAACAAAGUGAUAUUGUGAUAAUCCCAAAUGUCAUCAAUAACUAACAGCUAUUGACUGAUAUUAAAAACUUUUUUGUAUAUACACCACAAAAUAAAUGCUUUUUUAAACAGCAUUUUACCUCACCUUUAAGACAAGGGUGGGGCAAAAUGCUGUGAUUUGUUGGAUUUGGUGGCUCUAAUGUUCCCCCUCUCCGUCUCUCUUGUUUUCUGCUCCGAGAAGAAGUCUUUCUCUCGUCCUUCGGGGUUGAAGGAGGAAGCGGUCUUGGAGUUCAGGAGAGCGGGAUCAGUAUCAUCCGUCCCGCCCUUGUCUGCCCUCCUGGGCCUCUGUCCCCUGUGCCCGUGUGGUCCCAAGUAUCAGCUGGUUCAAACAGCAGGGUGUGUCCUCGGCCUGUCUCUCUGUAGCAUUAUUGGGAGGGACAGGCUUUGUCAGAUGAGGAGUCUGCUCUGGUGUGCUGAAAGGCUUCUGACUGGCAGGACGGUCAGGCCAAGCUGUCACAGCCAAGUAUCGCAGACUCCCACUGUCUGUCAGACACAGAGAUUACAAAGAGAGUCACUGCUGCCUGUCUGCCUGUGAGCAGCCUGUCUGUCUGACUGUUUCUCCACCAUGAUGUGACACAUGGAAUAUGGAGUUAUUAUAAAUUCUAUUAUAAAUAUGAACUGAGAACUCAAACUUAGACUAACAUGUCAGAAAUGACAAACUGUAUAAAUCAACAUGAGACUGAGGGGUUUAUUUUUAUUGCAAGAUGUGAUGCUUUGAUUGAUAUUAUGUGACAGCCGAAGAUGAAACAUGAUUUUUAAUUCUAAUCUGGCUAAGAAGCUCUUUAAUCCUGAUUAUUCAACCCAAAUUGACGGUGUUUGAAGUGUGCAUAUUUUAGCUCAAUUAGGACGUCACACUUUAAUGAUUCGUUUUGAGUGACAGAAUGAAGACGUUGCACCAGUCAAUUCAUAUUCGUCUCUCAGCAGAAAGCCAGCAGACAGCGAGACAAGGGGGAGAGUUGCUCUGAAGUGUGUAUCAGUGAUUGAUCUGUUUACCCUCUUGAAUCAGUGAGGCAGAGCGCUGCAGUGCACUCUCACUCCCACAGAGGUGUCACCAAACCGCCAGCAGACAAACCCCACUUACCUCUACGUCUCCAAGUUGGGGGCUCCAGUGAGACCCAAGUCUGAUGUUAUCGCCACUCCUGCCUGAUGGGAUCUUUCUCCGCUCUGGGUGCAAAGAGAGCGUCGGACGGCGUAGGCGGCGGCCCGUUCAGGAAGCCACACAGGGCAGGAUUGGGGCUUUGUGGGCCUGUCAGCUAGGUUCUGUGAAGUGUGAGAGCAGGCAGGGCUCUGCUGGCACGUUUGGGAUUUGCAGCUAUCAGCAGGAGAGAUCUGCACUGCAGAGUCUGACGGGGGAGGGAGGGAGAGCGGGAGCGGGAAUAAGGCUGGUUGGGACGCAGGGAAGCGUGGACUGGGACUGGGGAGAAACUGGAAAACCGGUUAGUUAAUGGCACGAUAAAUCUUAACACCAAUCGGCGUGUUUCAGGCCUGCAGGGAGGGGGACAUGUACUCAAUACCCGCCUAUGAGGUGCUGAGUGUAAAACACCAGAGGCAGACAAAUGAGUAUAUGAGAUAGAGAUUGAUUUACGCUGCCUUUAGUGAUAAAGAGAAGUAUUUAUCUACAGGUUCUCACACAGGCAGUGAGAUGUAAGCCUUAAACAAGUGUAUUUUUUCACCUUAAUUAAGAGGAAUGAGUAUUUUAUGGUUCGUAGGAUUGAAAUAAAACUGAUGAAUUCUCUAAACAAAAUCUUUUUUAAACAUUUUUCCGCACCUUGGACCACCUCCAGCGUUGCAUAUUGAGUUCCAAUGUAUUUGUAUGCCCACAUUUAACUGCGUGGUUGAGAUGAAUACAUCUGAGGAGAAGCAAAGACGGCUGUCAGACUGGAUCCAAAGCUGUUCCUCCAAAGAUGCCAAACACUCUCCUCAUGUCUGCAGUGAUUUCACAGAUGUCUGUUAGGUUUGUGUAGGUACAUGUGGACAAAGAAUGUGUUAAAUGAGGAGAGAUAUUUUCAUCUGGUGUUAAAUUAAGCAUCAUUGCUUUUACUGUAAUCUGUAGCUACACCUGAUAAAAAUCUGUUCAGAGACACCAGAGAAGUUAAUAAAUAAUCCAUAAUCGUAAAAAGUGUGAUUCUUUUAAAGGCUCUUCUGGACUAAGUUAUAUUUUGUUGCGUUCAGACCUUUCUGACUGCUCUAUGUUCACAAACCCGCUUUACAAAUUUCCAGUUGGUGGCACUAAUGCAGCUUUACUCUUCAGUAGAAACUCUUUGUGUUUAAACUGAAAACUAAACGUAUAAAGAAGUGGAUGUUCCCUCUCAUCCAGACUUUCAUGAGUCCAUGAAACGCCCCUGGAGAGGCAUGCUGGACAUCUUCAUCCUCGAUGAAUGUCAGAUAUGAAAGUAACCCCCCCCCCCGGGAGUUGGUGUGUCCUUGUCACUCUCAUGCAUGACAAUAAAUUUGGGAACAAAUACGAGAAAUUUUGUUUGAGGUGACAGAUUAAAUUUAGAUCACUAACUAAAGUACUUAACAAUAAUGUUGCUAACACAUUUUUCUAACAUCAGCAUUAACAGCCCCAGGAGUAUUUGCUCUGAUUUGUAUGCCUGUAGUUCAAGAGAUGGCUACUUUAGAGUCCCUUUAUUAGGGCUCGGCCACCUGUCAUUAACCGGCUGCUGUGGUGAUUUGCUGACUAGGAUAGACAUGUUAUGAUACAUAUACAUACUGUCAUCUUAAAGUGUCUAGGAAGAAGAAGAAGAAGGCAGAUGACAACUUCAGAAUCCUGAACUCCAGGCUUCAAAAGAAGAUUUAUGGUUCAACAUAAUGGAAUUCAGUGGAAUGGAAUUCAUUCACUUUACACUGAAUGAAAUCAGGAUGGAGUUGACUGGAAUUGCUGGAUUGGAUUGAUCAGAAUGGAUUGGAUGGGAUUGGAUUGAUCAGAUUGGAUUUAUCAGAUUAGAUCGAAAAUGGAAUGGAUUGGAAUGGAAUUGUAUGGAACGUCCAAUGAAAUUAAAUGGACCGGACUGGAAUUGAAUGGAGCGGAUUGGAUUUGAAAGGAAUGGAAUGGAAUGUAGCUAUAUGGAAUAGCACUAAUUGGAAUCAAUUGGACACAAGUGGCAUGACAUUACAACAGUAUCCAAAUAGGGAAAAGUAUCAGUCCCAACUCCAAGGCCAUACUUCUUCUUUACUAUGCUCAUUAAAAAGAAACAGAUAUGACUCUGCAAGCAUUCACACCAAGUGGUUUUCAGUAAAUGAUGAUUAACAUACGUAUAUAAUGAUAAAAUACACGUGAUAGCAUACACAUACAAUUUUCCUUUCAAUACAGAACAUGAAUCGUAUACACUGUGUAGAGUUACUGCUUACUGCUACUUUGCCCUUUAUAUAAACAGUGAAAACUAAUAUACAGCUACAGUUACAAAAAACUACAGAAACGGAGUCACAAUAAACUGAAUCAUAAUAACACUUGUGUGACAAAGUCAACAGAACUUUAUGCAGAAAACUGAUUGUCCAAAUUACGCUCUGUGAUGCUGUAUGUUAACCUGUCGUUACUCUGCUCCAGUCCUGUCUCUGUACUUAUCUGAAGAGAGGUUGAAGGAGCAGAAUGUUGAUGCACUUGUAAAAUAUAGUAAUUUGAGUUAACACAAAGGCAUACGCUCUUAAAAGUCAGUGAGUCAUAUCAUUGUAGCUUCUAGUGGGUUUUUUUUCGUCCAUCAUUUCCAGGACUCAGCGGUCUGAUGAAAGGUUCAUAAAAAACAGCAGAGCUAUAGGUAAUGGCCUCCUUCACAGAGCUGUGAUUUCCAUCAUUGAAGCUCUCUCUUUCUCUUCACAUGUUGACCUUGACAUCUGACAGUUGAUUAGCAGCUGAUAAUCCUCAGAGCCUUCAGUUAAUAAUUUAGCAGUUACAGAAAGAGAGACUCCUCUUUGGUGUUUGACUGGUGGAAAUAACGACUUCAAGUGUCAUUAGUGGAGGAACCUUUCAGCCUCGCUCAGCCGGCUCUCUCACACUGAUGAGUUCUGCUCUGCUUCAUAUUGUUCAUCUCUGACUGUCAAGGUUGGCUUGAUACAGUGUCAGGCUGGGUGUAAUGCGAGUGAAUUACCUUUUAAUCACUGAGUCACAGUGGAAAAAACAGUCAAUUUAUGUCUUACUGUGUAAUAAUAGAGGUUUAAUUAGUUUGAUAUAAAUGAAUGAUCUUAUGAGGAAUUUUAAUUGUAUGUUGAUUUAUCAGCCUCCUAUUUUGCUGUUAAACUUCUCGAAAAAAUAAUGCUGUUUCUGCAGCGAUCGCCUCAUCUGACACACCCACCCUGGGGUAGGAACCACAUAAAAAAAUUAAUCUACUUCCUGCUCACAGACCGUAAAAAGAUGGAUUAACUUCUCAAAAGUGAAGCCAAAGCAUAAUGUGCUCCUUCUAUGGACUGCCUGCAGUGUUAGUCCCAAACCAUUCUGCAGAAUUAUUCAGUAUUGGGGAUACACACAUGCAUCACAAAGUUGAUAGUAGGUAAAAAUAUGAGAUAUAGAUGCUUUUAAGGUGGUUUAAGGCUGUAAUUGACAGCUUUGUUGACAAAUGCACCCUCUAUGGCUGUGUGCACCAGAUUAGUACAGUAAAGGUAAGAGGAACUCUAACAAACUAGGACCUAAGACGUGAUGAUUUUUAUUGUAGGAUGGUAGGGGAAAGUCCCACCUCCUUCGCAUCUGAUUGGCUAGAAAAGCUGGAAACGUCAUCACACGCUCAAGCCAAAUGCAGGCUGUCGCCUCUGUACAUUGAACAGAACUUUACAGUACAUUAUCGCAUUUCUGAAUCUCCUAACUCUAACCCGACAGACGAUAUCGUUUCACAGCCACAAGAAAUAACCAAUCGGAGCCCAGCACCUAUGGCCAAUCAGAGGCAAAUGAGGGCGGGACCUUCCCCUACUAUCCUACAAAAAAAAAUUUGGCACCCAGGACCAGUCCUCAGGAGAGUUUCUGCUGCCUUUGGGUCCAAAAACAGAAAAUAAGUUGUUACUCUGGCGUUUUAAGUUACACGAGUAUGAAAGUUGGUAUAGAGUAAAGUAAUAAAACCAAAUUUUGGUGCUUGCUACCUCUCAUUUUUAAUUUAUCCUCCACAGAAUUCAGUGUUUGGCAAAAGAAUCCAUGUCUGCUUGACAAAAUCUUAAAGUACAGCUGCUUUUGAACCCUUUAUGUUCAGUAUAACUGUCUUAUUCAUAUUUUUCAAAAACUUCCUGAAUUUGUGAGCUUUAAUUUGAGAUCUCGAUGACCUUUAUAUCUUAAAAAUUACACUUUAUGAAGCCCUAAAUCCAACACUUUGUUCAUCUUUUCUGCUUAAGUGAAUACUACAGUAAAAAUAAAACAUCUUUAAACUAAAAACUCAUCCUGAGGACUGGUUCUGGCUCCUGGCCCGACGGAUCUGUAUCAUCGUAGACCAUGUUGACACGAGAGACGUUUUGACAUUUCAUUAGUAAGUUGUUUUGUUGCAGAAUUGGCAGGCUGUCCAUACCACAGCCUCGGUAUUAAUUCCUAUUGUGAAGAUGAUUCUGACUCCAAGAACAGCACCGGCACAAAAUGCCAGCGCCCAUCACGGGAAGCGUUUAGCCUUCAUUAAAAUGAGAGGAGGUGGAGAUGCCAUGUCCAUCUUUAUUUAUAAUGAAUCUCACUUCCCUUUGUAGGUCAUACAGAUGAGUACUAAUUUCAGAGGAUUAUAUUGUAAGUAUAAAGUUAAGAGCUUAAUUGUAAAGUGUCGGCUGCGUGACGAGAAUACUGCUGCACUUCGUGUUGUCAUGGCGAGCCACAAAGAUCUCUCACAUGUGCUAGAGCUGGAAAUGCUUAGCUGGACCCCAGUCCCGCUCUGGGGGCUGAUUGGCUUGGCCCAUCACUGCAUUUGGAAGAUUAAACUGUGCUGCAGUAUGGAAGACCACGGGAUGUGGGAUGGAAGCCCAGGAAGGACAGAAACAGUGCAGCGUAAACAAGAGAUGACCUUCAGGACAAGAAGGACAGGGUUGGAGCUCAGAAUAGAGAAACUUAACGCUCACUCUUGUGACACAGACUUUGACAUUCGUGUCAGUCUCCACUUUUUUUGCGGUCAUCGCUGAUUCAUCGCUUUAUUGCGACAAGAGAGGGAAUCUUGAAUCAUAUUUCUAUGCUGCAAACUUGGCUUUGGGGCUGUUAUCAAGUGUUAAUGCUGCAUGCUUGAAAGGGUUUUGUUCAGCUUGUCAGAAUUAUGCAAAAUCUUUUCAUCUUAAAUGCGCUUUUUUUCCCCAAUUUUGAGGGUAUUUGUGGCUUGGCCCACUUUCCCAUAGCCAUUAAGAACAACCACAACAGCAAACAGUGUUUUCAUGCCAGUGAAAUCAGUCAGGGUGUCCAAAAAAUGCAACAUCUUUUCAUCUAAAUACAUCAUGUUUAACCUAUUUAAGCCUAAUUAGCUGGGCUCAUCUAGCAUUCGCUGCUGAUUCAUGUAUAAAUUGUUAUUGAUUUAUUUGCGAAAACAGAUCUUCAGCCAAUUCAUUAUUGCAGAAAUAGAAACAAUCUUGAGUCACCUUUCAGUGCUACAGAAAUUGACCCGGUGCCGUCAGAGCUGUGUACUGUUUAUGCUUCAUUCAGCCGGGAGCAUUGCUCAGGAGGUCCAAACAAUACAGCGUCUUUUUGUCUUGAGUAGAUUUCUUUUUCUUUUGUCUCUACAGUAGGUAAACAAAAGGACAAAUCUCGUGUGCGUCCAACAGACAGCGUGGGGAAGUGGAGGUAUUAGCAUGGGAGGCGGCAGACAUCAGGAGAGUUAAUCUGCGAUAUGAUGAGGCCACCUGGCAAGGUCAGAGGCAGCUCUCCUGGGAAGAAUGAGCCGCCCCAUCACACAUGAUAGAUUCCCUCUAUUGGGAAAUAACCUGCAAAGGUGUCCUUUUGAUAAUAGAGAUCACAUUAACAUUAAAACAAACAGCGUCAUCAGUCCUGGGAGUGUUGCAGGAACAGCGAAAAAUCAAAUUGUGAUUGUCAGUUUCCCAUCGAUGCUCCAUGAUAAUCAUUUUUUCUCUGUAACUCUUACUUAAUGUGAUAGAUCUAAUCUUGUCUCAUAGAGGCUUCUUUGAAGUGCCCUCUGUAUUCCAGUCAGCGAUGUACAGUGCGGAUGAAUCAGCAGAAGCCUCUCUGCGGUGCAUCAUUACCUCUGGAGGUACCAUUAGGGAGAUCCCUCAAAUUUAACUCGGUGGAAGGCAGGAAGCUGCAAAAGAUGCAUGAGGCAUGUUACACAACCAGUUUGAGAUAUUAUGCUGCUAUUACCCUCUUGCAGCUUUUUCCUCUUCUAUAAAAUAAUAGUUUUAGGUUGUUUUGGCCCCAAGAGGGUCUACUUUAUUGAUGAUAGUGUUGGCGUCCUUUAUAGCUAUUAUUCUUGGCCCCUUAUGUUGUAGUUUCAUCAAUAAACAAUAUAUUUGAGAUAUAGAAAGGGGCAGAUUACCUGUCUGAGGGAGGGAUGUGCGGCGUGAAUAAUGCAGAAUAUAUCCAAAUCUGACUUUGUGCAUUACUUUUGACUCACAAUGAAUUACUGUCUGAACAUUGCACAUUGUUGUGUGCAAGUUUUUUGUACACACUUCUUGCACAUCUGCAUCAAAAUGUUCAAAACUUUGAUAUGCAAAUAGGUCAUUAAAAGUUAUUCAACACUGCGUUUUACCUGCUUUCUAGUUUAUUUUCUAUUCAUAUAAGUUUCAACAUUUUGCAAAUAAACCUUCAUUCCAGUUAUUAUAUGUCCACCAAGAGGAGUUAAACUUUUGCAAAAUCAAUCUACCGUUGCUUUUGGUGCGUAUUUGUCUUCAUACUUCUUCACAGCGGCCGCUCAACUCUUGACAGUGUUUGCAAAAGUUAGUUCAGUGUCUUCUGGAGACAGAAUAACCUUGGUAAGUGAAUUGGUUUUGAAGCACAUCACAGUGGGUGUGAGUGGGUGUGAGUGGGACGGAUAAACAGCACGACAGCACUUUGCUUCAAUUCACACAUUAUUGAGCAAAUAUGGAGGCUAUCAGCUUUUGACAGGAGCAAUAGAAAAGUUAAGUGUUGCUGUGUCUGCAUUUGUGCACCUCAGUAAACACGCAGACACAAACACACACACACUCACAUGCGCGUCAUUGUUAGGGGUGAGGUGGGGAGGAGGUAGGGUUGGAUUGGAUAUCAGAUCUGUCCUCUUUUGCCCUCUGUUUGGCUGCAGCCUGUCACACUUGAUCACCACAUUUUGAACCCAGAUGUCUGAUUGAUUACCUUCAAGUUCAAUUAAACUGUGAAAGGAGCUAUUUUUAUCUGGAAACAGACAGCGGGACACGGCUGACCUCAGGUCCCUCACAUGGAUGACAGAGUCUCCUGUGGAGGCCUUGAAUCCAGAUCUACAGCAAAAACAGUCGGAGGAUCUGAACAAGUUCAUCUGCUUCAGUCUCUGAGGAGGAUACUGAUAUACUCUUCAUCUUUCCUUCUGUCUUUUUGUCUGUCAGGCUGAAUGUCUGCAUCAUGUCCGUCUGUAUCUCUGUUUACUGCCUGCUUGUCUUUCUGAGAAUCAGUUUUUCAGUGUUUUUGUGUCUUUAUUUCCAUCUGCCCAUCCUUCUUCCUGUGGGCCUCUCUCCAUCCAUCUGUCUUUCUCUUAUCUUUCUGUCUGUCUGUCCCUCUUUCUAUCAAUUUCGUCUCACUUUCUCUAUAUCUGUUUGUCCUUUGGUCAUUUUUCCUGUCCAUCAGUCAGUAUUUCUUCCUUUCUUGUGAUGUUCUUUCUUUCUUUUUUUCCCUCCUGCUUUCUCUUUUUUCUCUUUUUUCUCUUUUUCUUUCUUUCUUUCUUUCUUUCUUUCUUUCUUUCUUGCUUUCUUGCUUUCUUGCUUUCAUUAGGGAUUUAAGAUCCUUUAAAACAAACUUUUCCCUUCAUCGCUGUCAAACUAAAUGACAAUAAUCAUGACUUUAACACAGGUGUGGGGACAUCAGUUGUAAAAGCAACCUCUACAAAAUCCAAAGUUGGAUAGGAUAAAUGGUUAAUAUAUUUUGUUAAUCUGGCCCAACACAUCUGUUAGUUAGGAUCUCUAUAAACCCCUGGAGCUGGACUCUAAACCCAACAAGACACCAGCUAUUUAUGUUUAGACAACCGAAUCAUGGUCAGAAAAAGUUGACAAUAAAAGUUUAAACUCUGUAUUUGUUACCAAACUUUGAGAUAGACUAUGAAAAAGGAUUUUAAAGUCAUUCUGCUAUGAAGCACAAAUAGUGAUGAGAGUCUAAGCUAAAACAUAUUUGCGUGCUCAGUCACUGGUGAGGCUUUAGUGGAGUUACUUUGAAUUAAUACUGUGUUCUUCUGUCUUAAUGUGUGUUUACUAUCCUCAGUGGGCUGACAGAUGGUCCAUUUCAACGCUGUUUGCAGCUUUAAUUAUUUGUUUGUACUUUAACUUUGGUAGGACGUUGUUGUUUGACUCUGUUUCACAACACUUUAGUGUGUUUUGAUAGGAGCUGUUUUUAAUUUCUUGCCUCUAACUUGAUGUCACAUUUUUAUUGUAGAGGUCAGGGGGUUGACAUGCACAUCACGUAGCUGCAGGGCAAUUAAAAAGCAGUGACAUAUUAUUAGAGUGCUUUAUUUUGACAGUGUAUGGAAAUUGCAAAUCCACUUUUGCCAAUUUGUCCUUAAGUGUCAAAUAGCAAAGUUAAAGAGAUAUCCAUUACUAGAGUGUUUGAUGUAAAAUGUGUGUCUGUCUACAGGAGAGGACCGCAUCAGGGAGAAUGUGGUGGGCACUACAGAAGCACAGUCAGCGUGCACCGCAGGAGGAGCAGAGUCCGGCUCCAGCAGACGGAGACUCCACUGCUGCAUUAAAGUAACAACUGUGCAGGUGCAGAAGGCCCUGUGGGGGGUCGCCAUGGUGAUGUGCGUGUGCUCGUCCUGGGCAGGCUCCACCCAGCUGGCCAAGCUGACCUUUAAGCAGUUUGACGCCCCCUUCACCCUCACCUGGUUCGCCACCACCUGGAACUGCCUCUUCUUCCCCCUCUACUACAUCGGCCACCUGUGCAAGAGUCCAGAGAGGCAGACACCCAGACAGAGAUUCAGGUGAGGAGGCCAUCACUGCCUCAGCAAGUAAACUUAAAGUUUGGAUUAGUCAUAAUAUGAGUUUAUCAAACAAAGAAAAAGAUAUAUAGAGCGGCAUUUGGCCUGAAGGGGCUGGCAGAAAGAUGACCCACUCUACCGCAGAGCCACAGCCAUCCUGUGAAAUGGAGAGUAAACUUUAUUAUUCAAGAAAAAGCCAGGGGCAGGUUUUAUUUAAUCCCCUUGAAUUUCUUGUAAAACCUCACAAUCCUAAAGGCUGUUAGCUGUGAGAAGCUGAAACCUGUUUUGUGUCCUAUAUACCGAAUGUGUAGGUGUUGUUGAAAAGUGUUGCUGCAGAGUUUCAGGUCGAGUUGAGAUGAACCAGGUGAGAUGAGAUAAGAUUAAAAACAACUGUUGAGAUGGUUUCCAAUGUUCCUGGAUAAGGAGAAACCAGGAUGGGACCAUGUUUUUUCACACAAAUCCAAAAAUCAGGAUUGGGUUCAAAAGCAAUCAAAGCGACCGUACCUGAGCUUUCUCUAACACUUUCCCUUUUGUUGUACCGCUUUAGAUUUCUUUUUACGUAUUUCCUUCGCUUUAAGAAUAUGUAUUCGGAAUCUCCUCUGCAGCCUAAAUAGAGAUGCUUAUUCACCAAAAUCGUCCAGUCAACUGCAGAUAGAUUUGUUUUCUUUUCUUUCUACAUUCGCCAAUCAGGCACGACCAUCAACAUUCACAUCAGAAAAGAAAGCAAUUUUCCAUCAGCAGCAGCCUCGGCAGACAAGAAUACAAUUAGAAAUCGUUCUGUGGGAAGAUGUUUUCUUCCCUGAUAACAAAUAAUCUCACUGUUCUGCUUUGUAGAGAAAAAAUCUAGCGGCUGAAAUGGUUAGAAACAUCCUGCAGAGACUGUUAAAAAGCCUUUUGGGAGGUUUGUAGAUGCUGCCUGUGGUCAGCUUCAAGAAAUGGAGGUUUAAAGAUGAGCGUAGAGGUUCACACAACAUGAAUAAGACAAGAGGACUUUUUAAUGUUGAUACUUUUAUCUGAUCUUUGAUUUUUAAUGGAUGACUUUUACCUCUUCAAACUUUAUAAAGAUACAGAACAAAACUUUCUGUCCAGUUGAGUUUGUGGGAAUUUUGUAAAGGUCUCCAGGACAGUUCAAGACUCUUCCAAGAAAGGUAUACAAGUUGUAUCCAACAUAUUGAUCCAUCCUUCCAAAUUGGACCAUAAAACAUGAACUGGAUGACCUUCUCUAUAUGUGUUUGCAUUGCCAGAAGUUAAUCCUCAUGCAAACAAUGUGACAGGGGCGAGAGCUGGGUGCUUGAUUUUUAUUUGAUUAUGAUUAUGGACCCCAAUGAUCCUAAAAAUACAAUAAUUGAGACUAAACGGUAUUGUGCCACCUGCUUAUUGCCCCCACUACAUCCUACACAUUGAACAAAUAGUUCUGACUCAUCAUAAAAUAUAAACCCAAGUCGUCACGCUCUGAAGGGCGUUUUGUGAAAGCUCGAAAAGACUGAAUGAUUUGUUCGAGCUGCAAAAACUCUUAAAGGAAAGUGAAGGAGUGAUGCAUGAUCCCUUUCAGACAUAUUUCAUAAAACUUUUUAAAACUCUCAGAUUUGGCGCUAUAUUUAAAAAAGGUUUAAUUGAUAUUCUUAAUAACUUUACUAGAACAGUGAACGAACUCAUAUUACCUACAUACUUAAGCAUAAUGACAACUUCUAAAUAUUAGAUGAUAGUUUAGUAAAUCAAUUAUGCUAACCCCUGAGAGUAGCCCCUUACAUGUCCGAACUCAAACAUUAUAACAUUUAAUUUGGUCAAACAGUGUCCAACAAAGAGCGGACUCUUUCAGCUCUAGAGAAGGACAGUCUUAUCUUUCAGCUUCAUCCUCGUUAAUUAGACCAUGUUGAUGAACUCUAACUGGAGUUGUUUGCCUCCUGUGUUUGCUGUUUAUUUGUGCACACUCUCUCCCUGUUCAUUCUUGGUUUCCAAAAGGAGCUCUCCUCUUAUUUAAUUUGAACGAUCCUGUACUAUGCUGAGUUAUUCUGCUGCAGCGAGCAGAAAGAAGUUAAUCUUAGGUGUGUCAGAAGAGCUGUCGCAGUUCAAACACUCCAUUAAUCACGGUCUUUAGACAAAAGUCUUAUCUCUGCUACCUGCUGUGCUACUUUAGUGUACAGAGACAAAAAAAAGGCAGUGGGAUUGAAGGUGUGGUGGUGGUGGUGCAGGCGGGGUUUGUUCUGUGUCAGUGCAGCACCUCUGUGAUGUAAUUCCUCCUCUCUGAGGGCUUACACCAGGAUCAGGGGCUCCCAAUCCUCUAUCAGAGAUGAUGUGCUCCGAAUAUCAAACACUAGGUUUCCUUUGUGUUCUUCGAAAAUGCCCCUGGUGAGGAACACAGAUAGAGAGCUGACAUUUGUAGCAGCAGCUUCAUACUUAUUUCACUGUAUCAGGAUGUUGUCCACCAUUUUAUUUUGCUUUAUUGGUUUGUGAUGUACAUGAAAAGUAGCUUUUUUUGUGUACAACCCAUGUUUGUACAGAAAAGCUCGCAUGAAGAGAUUCAAUCAGCAGUAAAACAAACACUGAUACCUCUGAAUUCCUCUCUUUUAAAUUUAAUUUUAUGUACAUGCUUAAUGUACAUUUUUAUGUGUACCACCGACCUGGCAGGAGCCAUGAUCGGAAAUUAGCCCAUGGCGGCAAUCUGGCACAUUUACAUCCCCAUGUUCAUUCAUGUGCACUGCCCCUUAUCAUAAAUAAAUGGGAUGAAUAAAUUAAUAGAUGCCCUACAAAAGCAAACCAGAAAGUGACUUUUCAUCAUGGCGCCAUGUUGGUGUCAGAUGAGGUGAUUGAACACCGCUGAGGGAACCUUUGCCCACGUUUUCCAGAGUUUCACACUAAGUGAGACAUCUGAGUAACAUAAGAAGAAGAGGAUUGGCUAAGAGACAAGACAUAAUGCUUUGACUAAAGUGCUAAAGAAAGUUCCUGACAGGAGCUUUAACUGACAAUUUCCUCUAUAUUACAUUUACAUCCUCCAGGAGAGACAGGAAAAUGGUAUAAAUGAACAUGAUACUUUAGUGCAGUUUACAAAAAAUAUACAAUUUAACCCUAACCCUGGUAUAUUCAAUGGUAUAAUGUGUACGUUGCUAAAUAAAGAAUUUGUUUCACUGUAAAUAGGAGUACUGCACCAUAAAAACAUUAUAUUAUGUAUUGCACCAUAAGUAAUUUAAUGCACUGUUAAAAUAGAUAAUGCAUUGUCAAUUUAUACUGCACAGGAUAUCAUGUAGACUACAUAGUAUAUGAAGUGCUAGAAACAGCAUAGAUCACAGGAUAAAUAAUAUACUGUAUAUUGUACAGAAAGAAUUUGUGCAGGAAAGGAAACUAUGACUGCAUGAUUGAUAAUUUAUACUGCAUUGUUAAACUGAAUGAAACACUCAAAAAUGAACAAUAAUAAAUGCAUAUUGCACAGAAAAUAACAUAAAUUGCAUGGUAGAUAUUGUAUUUUGGACGAUCCACCGCAACACACAGCGGUCUGAGGAGCCAUACACAAACCUCAACCACAACGCCACUCCCUAGCCACAAAUAAUGCUCAGAACAGCGCCUAACUUCAUCAACAGGACAUAUAGGGUCCAAGCCAUAGCACUAGCCACCAAACAUCUUUUUAAUUUUGCCUAAUUUCUUCAGCAAAGAAACUAAACACAACUCACCUACUCUCUUCCAGCAGCCACUUGUUUGUAGCGAAACCUCGACCAGUCCAUUACGGACUACUGCAGGGUGACGCAGCUCAAGGAAGAACAUUUAUGAUCAUUACUUUAUGGAAGUGCAAUCAGACCAAGAUGCUAAGGCAGAAGAACUACAGCGUCUGCAGUGCAAAAUGAUCAAUAUGAUGAUUAUUACUUCAAAGAAAUGAUAAAGAAAGGAAUAUCCCUUUAACACUCUCCAUCCUUUGACUUUCUCAUACAGUCAUGUGAACACUAUCUAUAAUUUGAGUGUAAAGCUGUUGCCUCAAACGUUUGUGAAGAAACGAUGAUGGACUUGACUGCUACUGUCUCUGAAUUGGCUUUGUGUUUGUGAAAAGACCGAGUGAGGAGUGUGUGUGUGUGUGUAUGUGUGUGUGUGUGUGUGUAUUAGCGCUGACUCAGCUUAUUCAGAACAAAGCUUGCUCAUCUGCAUCUGGCAGCGCUCUCCUCACUGUGUUACCUGCCAAUCCUCCUUUACUGCUGCUUCAUUGCUUUCACAAGGCCAGAUGGAUUCAGGCUAAACUGUGUAACUCAGGAGCAGCAUAAACAACAGCAUUUAAAGAGCGAUGAUGUUGUAUUUAGGAGUAUGACAUUUCAAAACACUGAAACACGAGUGGACCAGAUCUAUCAGUCUGUCGUUUUUUGAUACCCACACAUAAUGUAAUGGUUUUGUUCCUGUCUCACAUUACGAUGGGUGUGAAACAAUGACUGUCAGGCGAAUAGCUUAGAGUGUCUGCUGUUAUGCUAUUGUGUUUUUAUUCAAUAUAAAUGUUUAAAAUCCUGCAGCUUCUUCUUUUGUACUCUAAACUGCUCUUGACAGGCGGAAAGUCCAGAUUUAGGCCGACUGACGGAAAAUAUCACUGAAAAAACAUGCUCUCUUUACCUGGGUUUUAUUUGUGGUGGUAAAUAUUUUUCUGUGUCGUUGUAAGUGGUGCACAAUAUUUAGCAAAUAUGCUCAUCUAUGCAAAUGUGGAUGAGCUAUUUGACUAGUCUGGGGUCACCUUGGUAAAUGGGCCUGAAACUGUUCAAUUCAUCCCAUUUUUUAGGGGGUGUUAGCAAAAGCCGCAUGGAAAAUGAACGAAAAUGAAAAUACAUCAUCUGGUUUAUUCAAAACAGCUGCAGCAGCAGAUUCAGUGGAUGGUCCAGUAGGAGAAGUGGCCAUCUUGGUUGUUUACAAACACUUUCCAUGUUAGAUAUACAAUACAAUAAAUGACACAUUUAAAGGUUUUUAGUUUGCAGGGUGAGAUUUUUGGUCUAAAAUCACUAUUCAAGCAUGUAGAGGAGUGAGGCAAGGCUGCUUCAAUCAAAGGGAGCGCCAAAAUUUGUUUGUAUUUCUGGAACAAACCCUGAUUUAGAAAAACUAAGCCUGGACAUGUCAGAUCUAGACUAGACUAGACUAUACGUUUCAUAUUAAGGUAGCAGGCUAAAAACAUUGAUGUCUUGAAGUGGGUUUCCUACAAUGCAAAGGGCAACCUGUGUGCAAGCCAUUUGUUUACCUACUUAUGUUUACAGUCCAGUCUGUUAAAAGAAUAAAAACUGCAGCUAGUGAGCAUUUCAGGAAACAGCAAAGGACAUAAAUAAAAAGUCAGCUCAUGGGGUACAGCCUGUGCCUCCCUUUGUUCUGAGUCAUGAUAUUUAACACAUGCAUAAGUCCUGAAAACAGAUUGUUUUGUGUGCGUCCCAACUGUAUUCAUAAAAUAUUAAGCUGUACACGCCUCCAGCACAACACGCAUAUGGAACUUUAUACCCAGAAAAUGAGCACUCUGAGUUUUCUGACAAUGCAGAGAAGAGGAGGGAAACAAAAGAGGGAUAUAUUUGUUGAAUUUUUCCAAAUGAAUCUCUUCUACAUUGUUUUUAUAAAUGUGUUGUAUCUUCUUCAGUGUUGCCCUCAGUUAAACUCAAACUGUGCAGCAGAAACUGGCAGAGACGGAUCAAAAAAAGGCCUGAGGGAGAGAUCAAUAGUUAAGUUUUAUGCAGAGAAACAUCUGAACUCUAUCUCCCCUCUAACUUCACUUUCUUGUGGCAGAUCUGAUUAUUUCUGUAAAUAUUUAUUCGCUCCUUCAAUAGUCGAUUUCCCACGUGCACUGCAAUGCAAUAAUCAUUAAGAUGUGACUGUUAAAAUGGGAAUUACUUCGUACGCUCAUUACUGAUCACUGAUUAAAAGCCCUGGUCCCUCAGGUAGCAUUAUUUCAGAUGGAGCCAUUUAUAUUCAUAAAUAUUGAUUAAAAUCUCCCACACUAUAAUGAUAUCCAUCAAAUCUUAAAUGACUUUCAGUCUUCUAACGCUGCUCGCCUCAUUGUCUCUGUGUCGUAGGGAGUGCUGUCGGUUUUUUGGAGACGACGGCCUUACACCCAAGGUGUUCUUCACCAAGGUGGCGCCCUUCGGCCUGCUGUGGAUCCUCACCAACUACCUGUACCUGCAGGCUCUCAGGAAGAUCAACACAACAGACGUGUCAGCACUCUUCUGUUGUAACAAGGCCUUCGUCUUCCUGCUGUCCUGGAUUGUACUCAGAGACCGCUUCAUGGGGGUCAGGGUGAGUUCAUCUGCCAGCGUCUGUUUGUCUCUGUUUUCUUGUUGUUUCUUUUUUUUUUUAACCACCUGAAAGAGAAAAUGUUGCUGCUGCAGUUUUUGAUUAGAGUAAAAAAAAAAAAAAGUAGGGAGGGUGAAAAUUAAUGAUUUAGCCUUCAGGCUACAUCUCAGCCGGCUUUCACCUGAAAUAAACUACAUAAUGGCGAACAAAACUGCAGUCAUUGAUUUGGUGUUAUUGGAUUAGUUAUAAAGACAGUUCAUUUCUUUUUACUACUGCUAUCAUGGUUACAUUUGUAUUUCCUCCUGAUUGGCUAUCAUUUUGUUCCUCUUGACGACCGACAGAGUGCAGUGUCUCCAAUGUUCGCCACACUGGUAAGGAUCUCUGACCGUAGAUAUUGAACAUGUUUAGUAUUUAAGAUUUCAACUUAGGGGACUCUGAUGGUCUUCAGCUCUGAUCGGACAAUCUGACCUCUUUGCUUAUGUCGAAGCAAGGAAGGAAUGAGGAUAGUUAUCUCAAAGUGUGUACCUCAGUUGACAGGGGAAAUUCACGUCGACUGCUGCAGAUAGCGGUGCAAAAAACUGCAGUUCCUUAAGUGUCCACUUGAGGCUGGCUCUGAAAUUUUGUAAGGCCCCAUCUGAGCCCAUAUAAUGGAACGUAAAACAUAUUUUACAGCAGGAAUAAACAUGUUUACAGCCUGGUAGAAAAACUGUUUUGCAAGUUUGGCCUCAGUUUUGCACUCAUCAAAACUUCUUGAGGCUGAAAUUACCUGAUAACUCUUCUGUUUUGAUCAUAUAAAGGUUGAAAGUUAUGCUUGAUAAGAGCAUAAGAAGAGGUGUAGCUGAUUUGACUGACAUCUGGGGAGGUUACGGCUGUUUUCCAGUCAAAACAAGAGAAAGUUAACAUUACAUAAAGGUCAAACAGAUUUGACCUUUAGCAGAGGUGUCGCCCUCUCUCUCUCUCUUCCUAUCUUAUCAGUUAUCACAUCGCCUUUGAAGGGUCACAACCAGAAACCAUCAGUAUGAGCACAGACUAAAGUGUUUCUGCUGUGCUGUAUGUUUUUGCUGUGCUUCUUUUUCAAUUUGCAUUUAAUGUAUGAAGUCAAUGCCAUCUCGUGUAUUGAUUCACCGGUGUAUCACUGCAACUUAAAUACAGUGUUGCAGCAAAGGCAGACUGUGCAGAAGGAGAUAACAGAGUAACCUUCACUUGCCUUUAGGGUGCUUAAUCUCUCUUGCUGUGCUUUAGUGGAGGUGUAUACAGUAGGCCCGAUCUGCUCUCUUGUCUGUUAUAAGGUGUCAAAGUGUACUUUGUUAAAAAAAUUUCCAAGUAUAAAAUGAUAAAAAUGUCAUAGAACAGUAUGAUAAAAAUGUCAUAGUAAUGUGUGAUAAAAAUGUCAUAGUAUAGUAUGAUAAAAAAUGUCAUAGUAUAGUAUGAUAAAAAAUGUCAUAGUUUAGUAUGAUCAAAAUGUCAUAGUAAUGUGUGAUAAAAAUGUCAUAGUAUAGUGUGAUAAAAAUGUCAUAGUAUAGUAUGUUAAAAUGUCAUACUACAGUAUGAUAAAAAUGUCAUAGUACAGUAUGAUAAAAAUGACAUAGUUUUGUGAGGUAAAAAUUUUAAAUUUUAAAAUGUAAAAAUCAUCAUACUGUUGUUCAGAAAUAUCAUAGUAAAGUAUGAUGAAAAUUUGAAAAUUUUGGUUGAAUUUUUUAUUUCAUCGCAUAGUAUGAUAAAAACAUCAAAGUAUAGAAUGAUAAAAAAAGAAAAAUAUGAUAGUACAGUAUGAAAAUAAUGUCAUAUGAUAGUAUGAUAAAAAAUUAUAAUUUUAAUUUGAAAAAUAUGAUAGUACAGUAUGAAAAUAAUGUCAAAGGAUAAUAUGAUAAAAGUUUUACAUUUUAGGUCAAAAAAAAUGUCAUAGUAUAGUACAAUGAAAUUGUAAUAAAAUGAAAUUCAAUAAAAAAUUCUAAUUUUAAUAUAAAAUAAUAUCAUUGUGUUGUGACACAACAUUGUAAUAGUAUUGUACAAUAAAAUUAGGAUGAAAAAAUUGUCAUAGUGUACUACGUUAAAAAAAGUUGUAGAGUACUAUGAUAAAAAUGAUAGAAAUGUCUUACUACAGUAAAAUAAAAAUGUCAUAGUAUAGUACAAAAAUAUAGACAAAAAUGUAAAAACAUUCAAAAUUAAAAAAAAAAACAUGUUAUUGAUGAAAUUUUGUAUGAGCAUAUAUUUGUCCUAUAGCAAUAAAAUUUCAUUUUCUACACUUAGUUUGUUGUGUUUGCACUGUUGUCAGUUCACUAUUGAACAUAGUCUGAGUUCAGGCAGGCCACAAAGUCAAGCUCACAGUACAUCAGAUGAUCCCAGUGCCAGCCCAUAACAGCUGACAGCUCAGCCGAUUACCUUCUUCUCAUCCAAUCCCCAAAUGUCAGUAUGGGCGUUAAAUUUAAUUUGCUUUAGCCUGUCUACUCUUCCUGCACCCCUCCACAAUGUAAAAGCAUUUGGAGAUGCCUAAAGAAUGACAUUUUGAUGAGCAAAAACUGCAACAUAAGCAGCAGGAGACUCAUUUCUAUUGUCAGCUUCAGAUAGCUGCUUCUGAGAGUGUGUUUACUCUGUCUGCUGCACAUGAGUUCAGACAUAAGGAAGGAUUCAGGGUUUACUCUCCCUAAAGGAAUAUUGAUGAUCGGUAUUUUGUAGCUCACUGGAUUUACAGCUGACUGUGUGUGCUACACACAGCGCGUUGGAAUGAAUUUACCUGUGUGACAGUGUGAUUUCCCGCCAGCGCUUGCUGUGUCAUUCAAAUGUGUCUCUUGGUGUGUUUGUGAGUGUUUGUUUGUCUCUGAUUCUUUCUGCAUGAUGAGAGGAAAGCAGCAGAGUGAGCGUGCUCAGCUCUGUCAAUUGAGGUAUCUUCUCUCUUCUCGCUGCGCUCCUCGGAUGCUUUCAUAUCUGCAGCUGUCCUGCACCCUGCAGGAUGAAUUUCCCCCAUUUUUUUUCCGUCACACACUCCCAACUAUCCCAUCUCCUCCUACGUGCAUGCCCCUAUUCCCCACCCCCAUUAUCUAUGAUGAAAGGCCUCGGUGAGAGACAAAUACUGUAAUAUUUCUGCUCUCUCUCCCUCUCUCUCUCUCUCUCUCUCUCUCUUCUCCACCCACAGCUUCUCUCUCUCUCUCCCUCUCUUGGUAGUGAGGAUUGCAGUGUUUGGAUGUCUGCAGCAAUGCAGGGGAUCUUGCACGAGUUUGUCAUGAAAGUAAAGUAGAGGAGAGAGAUUGGUAGGAAAUGUAAAAUCAUUCUUGUCAAACAGCGAUAAUCUGGGGUUAUUGUCUGAAUGAAAAUAUGGGGAUUUAAUUGGCUCUGUGUGGUAGAGACUGCAGCAUCAGAGCAGGUUGUAAGCUUAUAAAAUAAACUGAAAAGAGUGUUUGUUUAUUUGGGUUUCUAUGCUGGAUUUAUCAGUCAUUAAAAAGAGUUAGAUGCAGCUUAAUCCGAAUCGUCACAUAGCUGUAAAAACGCUGUAAUCACAUAAGCUACUCUGUGUGUAGGUGUCAUGCGCCUUUCUCUCAUUGUGCUGAAGCAACCCCAGAAACCAAAACCCCAUCACAUGCCAGGUCACUGACCUUGUAAGCAAACAGUCCUGCAGAAAAUGAAAGGUGUUUCUGUGAGUGACGGCCUGCCUGCAGUGCAGAAAGAGCCACUUUGCCAAAGGCGCCCAGGGGCUUUGUCCAAGCAAAAACACACGGCUCAUUUAUCUUCCCUGACACCUCCUUAAUGCAGCGCUAAUCCACUCUGCUGGACUGUGCCCUGUCCCUAUUCAUCAGUCGAACACACAACGAUGUCCACAUGCGCUCUUACUCUCAGCAGAGACAUGUGCUGCAAAUGUAUCAGAGGUGUAGUUCAGGCUUUCUCAACUGGGGUUGUGUGAGGUACAGGUCAUAAGUCAGUGUUUUACCUGCAGUUGAUGCAAGUCAGCACAGCCCCUGUUUGCAGGAGCCAGCGGAGCAUAGAAGCUGAGCGAUGUGCUGCAAACGUGGAUGUUGUUUGCAGCAAAACAAACCUUAGUCCCUUUAAGAUGCUUGAACCAAAUGAUGAGUUUCUAUUUCGUGAACACACAUUUUCAGCAGAAUUGAGCAGAGCCUAACAUGAACAGAAACAGGAAUUCAGAUGCCUCCAUAAAAAUAUGCAGAAAACAAAUUAUGUUACAUUCAUAUAUGUUUUAUAAGUUUUAAUUUGCUUCCAGGCAGCCUGUUAGGGUGAUUUUCUUCAGCCAGUCAUGUCAGCCUUUAGGGCGGUGAAGCUGUGUCACUCAAAUACCUUUGAUUCUUUGGUGGUAGAUUUCUGGAGCCAUGGGCCUCCAACAUCUAUCCCCAACAAGGACCUCAUACCCAUGUUUAACAUCACUCGGGCUCCCAAAAUAUGUUGUGCUUUGUUAUUACCCUACAUGGACUCUCCUUUAGGUCAACAAGACGCAAGCGAAAUGUUUGGAAACAUGGGCAGCUAUAUAUACUUGAGCAGUCUCAGACCAGUUUUUGUUACACUUAGGUGACACUUGUGUUACACUUGUGUCAUGAUGAAGCUGCAACCCAGACCUGCAACCAGCAAAGCUUGUCAAAAUGAUCAUUUGUGUGGACCUUCCAUAUUUUUAAAGUGUGAACAAGGGCUAGGCAUCCUUCCACAGCCUUUGGCACUGUGUUGUCCCCCAACCUCAGAAGUUCUGCAAUUCUGCAGAGUUCACCAUUUUUCAUCAGGUGUUUUGAUCCAUGGAGUUGUGAGCAAACCUGAAUUCAAACCUUUUUUAAGAUAUCAAGAUUAUCUUUGUUUUUAUUCGAAGUGGCUCCAUCAAGAGUGUCCUGGUCACUGUUAUGAUCUCAGAAUGUUCUGCAGGGGCGAGCAAACGAUUUCAGAAUAAUUUUCCUCAGUUUACACUGUGAGGAAUUUGGGAAUUUCAUCAUCUUUCGUAUGUUAUGCUAAGCGUGUUAACCAACAUUGGAUGGUUGUGAUUAUCAGAGCUGUCAAGUGGCACUGCAUUAAAAAAAGAUCUGACUCUAGAGUGGAAACCGUUGCAUGGGCUCAUGUUUUAUCCAUGCAUCCUCAGCAAUUUAGAACAUGCCGAUGCACUGGCAUAAAAACACAAUAACGGUUUUCAGCCUUGACAUUUGAAUUAUCUUUGCAUGGUUGUAAUAAGAUACUGAAUGCUUUCAUGGAUUUGCAAACCAUGUAAUUGUGGAUUUACUUAAAUUUUACACAGUGCCUGAAGCUGGAGUAUUUGUUUCUUGUAAGUGAUAAACUGUAGCCUCAGGGUAGGUAUCAGACGAUUGACUGCGUCCCGCCAAAAUAGCCUUUUGUCUCAUUUUCUAUGGCAGUGAUUCUUGCUGAGUGACACAGUUUACUGUUAAAAAAAGGCAUAAUGAAUUAUUUGUUAAAGAAUCAAUGACAUGCAAACAGGACAAGAUCAGUUAAAAGAUAAUAGACAAUGAAUAAACACACAGUGAGUACGACCCCACAUCAAAAAAUCAGAACUAUCCCUUUAAGUGAAGAUGAAAGAUGCUGGCUCAGAUUCUUGGGGGAUGCAUUGUGGGAGAGUGGGAUGAAAGACCUGGGAUGGUGCCACUUAAAGCUCUGAUAAUGGCAGAGAUAGGGAGUGGGAGUGGGUGUAAGAGGUGGGGGUUGCUGGACUGAAGGAGUGUGUUAGGUUUGUAAACACGAUGGCAGAGUAAAGAAAAUCAAUGUCAGACAGCCGCCCCAGUGCUGUAGAGGCUGCCUGUCCUGUGUUGGAAGCACAUGCUGUGUGAAUCUGUGAUCAUUCGGUGAGUCUACAUGCUUGUGUUUGCCUGCAGACACCGACUAUAAAAGAAAACCCACAGACUAAUUAUAUCAUGUCCCGUAAGGCUUGUGAUUUCUGUGAGAGUGGGCCAUGUGGGCCUGCUGCGUCCCAGCACAGCAGUGAAGGCUCGGGCGUCUUUAUCACCGCACUGUGAGCAGCAUGUGGACCAUCCGUCAUUCGCUGAUCCCCCCUUCUCUCUUUCUCUCUCUCUCUUUUCCCCUCCACAGAUCGUAGCUGCUAUCUUGGCCAUAGCAGGCAUUGUAAUGAUGACCUAUGCUGAUGGGUUCCACAGCCACUCAGUCAUCGGUAUUACUCUGGUUGUGGCCUCUGCUUCAAUGUCGGCGCUUUACAAGGUAUUUGUUUUCAUUUGAUACACUUGAAGAACCACAUUACUGAACUCACACACUAUAAUCCUGACCUUCUUUUAUUUUGAGUGGGACUAACACAAAUAUAUUCAGACAAAUAGCCUUGCUCCUACAGAUGCUAGUGUCCUCUGAAUAGGGAAUUUACCGAUGUUUGCCUUUGUGUGCCCUUUUUAUCUCGAAUGAUCAUGUCUGCUUUAGUCUGAACUUUUCAGUUUCACACAAAUGUUUAAUUCCUGCACAUAAACUUUUUAUAAACUCAAACAUGCAACAAGUCUCCCUCUAGUCUAGCCUUGUAGGGACAUUAGAUACCCUAAAGGGUUAGACUAGACCCUGACUCAAACAGGGCGGUAUAGCUCACCUUGAAGGGACUCUAAUGCUGCGUUCCAGUUACCUCGGAGGUUGGAUGUCAGAGAUGGGAAUGACGUUAGACCUGAGUUGACGGCGAUCCAGUAAACAAGUUGGAAAACCAAGGUGGAUGCCUACAGUUACCCGUUGUUAGCUGUUGUUUACAGUUGUCAGCUGUCGUUGGCCGUUGUCAGUCGUUGUUAGCGGUUGUCAGCUGUUGUUAGCGUCGUGAUACCAGUUGUAAACAACGCACAACACAGUAUUUUACUCCUACAAACACCAGAGCUUUUAAUCUUUAAUGUCGAUAAACUGCGCUGCCAUCUUAAAUUAUGAUGGUGUCGUCAAGUCGGGGGUGGGCGAGGAUCGUCCAAAUUUCCGACUCGGAAAUCCCAACUUCAGAGUACAACUGGUACACAACAUAAUUCCAAUGUUCACCACAUAUUAUCCUGCCUAUUAGACAACUACUGACUAAAGUUGUAAAUAUAUGAUCCUAAAUGUCGAUUUAAAGGUGUUUUUGUUUAAAUAAAAAAUGACACUGGUACGGAUAUUUUUUUCAAUACCACGGUUGAUAGUGUUGCCAUGGCUACAGGUUCUGAAAAUCCAUAUAAAACAUGUAACUGGCUUUGACAACCAUAGGUUUUAGAUUUAAGCAUGUUGGGUAGCACCAGGGAUGGCCAAUCAGAUUUUAAAAGAGGCCUAAGCCACCCCUGGCCAUCCUUUGGACACACCCCUGUAUAUGUUGGUAAGUAAUGACAGUCAAGUCAUAAGAAAUCUGAAAAACAGCUAAAAUAAUACAAGAAAACAAAAGUGGUAUUAGUAUUAUGAUUGCAUUGGGACAUUUGUAAUCAGGUUGGCUUACUUCUGUUUAUCUCCCGGCUGCAGAAGUCAUUUAUCUGAAGCUCCCAAAUUAAUCUCACUCUGCAGAUCCCUGAUUAACUUUUUUACAGUUUGAGAAAAAUGAAGAACAAAUUCAGGGGUAUGAAAUAAUUCUAUGGAUUAUUUAUUUAUUACUCCUUCCACUGAUUUAAACACCAGGAAUUUAACAAGCUUUGUCGAUUGUAAUAGACUGAAUGUAUUAUAAGUUCACUAGUCACACCAGCUUCCUCCCAGUUAUAUAACCAUGUGGAUUAGAGAGCAGAUUUUGACGUUUAGCUGACAGAAAUGUGCGAUGUGAGAGUUUGGUUGCCGGCCUCAGGCUGUGAUGUCCUGAUCGAGAAGGUUACGGGACAGAGAGCUUUAUUUUGACGGGGUGCUGCUCCUCGCUGCCCUGCUGUCUGUACGGCCUAAUGUGAUAAACAGACAGCAGCCGCCCUUUGCCAGAGACAUGACAGGUGCUUGGCAGGUGCAGCCUCUGCGUUAUCCUUCUGCUCCAUGAGGGGGCAGAUUUUUGAGCAUUCAUCAAAGCUACUCCCUCCUUGUUUAUCUUCAGGUGCUCUUCAAGAUGGUCCUGGGCAGUGCCAAAUUCGGGGAGGCUGCGCUCUUUCUCAGCAUCGUAGGGAGUGCAAACUUUGUUUUCGUCAGCUUUGUGCCAGUCAUCCUGUAUUUUACACGGGUGGAGUAUAUCGGCACGCCUGCAGACAUCCCCUGGGCCUACCUCUGUGGAGUCGCAGCCCUGCUCUUUGGUGCGGAGUGAUUUUAUAUGGAGGAAAAUUGACAAUAAAAAUAGUACAGGAGUAUUUGAAUAAUGUCUUAACAUCCUGCUUCUUUGUGCAUCUUUUUACAGCGUUCAACAUCCUGGUGAACUUUGGCAUUGCCAUAACGUACCCAACACUAAUCUCCCUUGGCAUUGUCUUAAGUGUCCCUGUGAAUGCCAGUAAGUGUCUCGGCUUUCUUGCACAAAUAAUUGAAUUAAAUGACUUUUUAGAUCCAGUCAGCAUUGAACACUCAAAGGCACCAAAAUUCCUCCAAAGUCCUUCAUAUUUAAUACUUCUCCUUCAACAAUUUCUGGUAUCUUCUGGAAAAUACAGACCAACAGUGUUUAUUUCUUCACAAAUUUGCACAUUUAUUGUUUAGAUUUGACAUAUAAAACCUGUUUAUUCAUAGAAUUAUCAAGAAAUUCAACUACAGUGUAAUGCAGACGGGGUUUGGACUAAAUUGUUGAUUGCUUCAAUGGAGAGGUUCGUUGUAGAAGAGCGAGAUGAUCAAAAAUACAAAACUCCCUUAAACUUUUUUUGCAACUUUACGGUCACCAGAAAACAGUUUGUGCAAAAAGAAAUCAUUUUCCUUGACCUUGACUGGAAAUGUCACAGUUAUUGGGAAAAGACAGCAGCAGUGAUGUAACAGAUCGUAUGAGAUUAUUCUGUAAAAAACUACAAUUUACUACAGAUAGACUACUAACAGCAUGCAGCUACAUAUACUAUGAAAACUCAGUAACUAACAUGACAUUGUUGAACAUUUAAAGGGUUGAAACCAGAAUGGGGACACCGUGACAGUCUGUAGUUUCAUAUCACUUCAGUUAAUCUAAUCAAUGAUCUUUAACCUCUUAUUUUAAUGUUUGAAGCCUACUGUAUUUACAGUGUCAUCCUCUCCGGAUCAAUUGCAAAUGUAAACCCAUAAAAGGUUAUUCUAUUUUGUUUUUAUUCUAUCUUGUAUUUUUCUAAUAUGAUUAUUAGUGCAGUCUACUCUGGCUCUGUCUUAAAAUGAGCUUAUAAGCAGCAUGUAAGGUACUGCUAUAGCAAAUUAACACACUAUAUUCAUUUAUAUUCAUUUUAAACUUUUAAUUGCAUUAAUAUGUAAAAUAUUUGAUCAAUAUUCUGGUUGAUUAAUUUGAGAUUGAAAGUAAAGCUUUAAAUACGAAUAUAAAUAUUUGGCAGGUUGAGAAUAUCACUCUUUCUGUCACUCCUCUUAAAUGUAACCACAGAGAUCAAAUUCGAUUAAAUGUCUAAUCCAGUGAAUCAAAUCAACUUUCAAUUAUGAGAGGGACAUCACUUUGAAUAUUGUCACUGCAAAGAAUUGUGGGUACUAAAGGAGGGUCCAGUGUAUCCUGUGUUUAAGGAGAUAGUGAAGGAAGGAGGCAAUGACAACCAGGCCAAUUAACUCAGUUAGGAAACUUUCUAACUUGGCCCAGUAUGACUCAGACUUUGCGACUGUGUCACUUUUGGCACCCUCCCAUGGUACCUCACAUUUGGUUGCAGAUUUCCUACUUUCUCUUGGCAGACAAAUAUUUUAAUCACUGGUUAUAUUCACAGUGGAAAAUGUGGAUAAAUGCUGUUUUGGCAACCACAUUGCUGGGGCAGUGAUUACAUGCAUAAAAAUAACUGUAGAUAAAUAACCAAUUUGGUUGCCGCUGAUAUAGAAACAUUGGAAGAACUGGUAUUCUGAGAUAAAACCAGACUUCAACAAAGCAUAACAUGAAAGAUAAACUAGAAACGAGUCUAAACUAACAUCUCCUCUCAUCGUCUUUCAGUGGUGGACCUCUACACAUGUGAAAUUCACUUCAACACGGUGCGCCUCAUCGCGGUGUUUAUCAUCUGCCUGGGUUUCCUCAUGCUGCUGUUACCAGAGGACUGGGAUCAGUGCAUCAUCCAGCUCAGCACAAAGCUACGCAAACGUGACGAACCAGCAGAGGGCAGCAGUGAAGCGGGGGCCACCACUGGGCUCAACUGGAGAGGCAGAACCAGGACGUCUAUGUCUACAUUUGCACAUUGACUCCGAGAAGUUUUACGAAGCAAACAGACAAACGCAGGGAGGGGGAUACUCAACAGCUCUCUGUUUAUGUUGGGAUAUUUGGCCUGCAGCUCCCUGAGAGAAAACAGUAUUACAGACUGUUCUCUGGUCAGUUACGUGUCAGCCAAAGGGAGGAGAAGGAAGAGGAACAGACUGUGCCGUUCAUUUGGCGUCCAUCCACUCUGAAGUUAUCCGAGCUGGUGCAUGGACUCAUAUCAUCGAAUUCCUACUUCACCAAAAGAAACACGAUCAGGUCAAACUGAUCCAAUCAUGUUUUGAGUUUGCGUUGUUACCUCGUAAUCAUUCCAUUCACAUAUCCUCACGCCUGGGAAGACUUGCCAACUUGCCUGACUUUUUCAGCUCUGAGAAAAAAAGAGACAGACACCACGUGGACUCGCUGUUGUACACAUUUACACACCUUUUAAGAUCCAAAGAAGAAUGCCUAAAAAUGCUGAAUGCCUGAGAACAAAAGGGGAGGUCAACUGAGGCCGCCUUCAGGUUUAACUUAAUGACAAAUACCUGCCUUUCAUGCACUGUACAUAGCUGUUUUUUCACACCUCUGAUGUCCUGGAGUUGUGACCCGAUGGGCUCAUCUGGCGCGAGGGGACCUGUCUGGACAUCUGAGGAUCAAAUACAAGCUUUCACGACGCCUCACUCUGUUCCUCCUGAGAGUAGAGGUCAGGUCUUUGUCGAUCACAGUGAUUGGCUCCCCCCUGUGGUUAUGUGUUUUCCUGUGGCUAAACUCCCACUAUGUCAACGCUGACACCCAUAGCUCAGGCCCACAGAUGAGUCACGAUAGAUUUAUCACCAGUAUCCCUAUUGCAUAAGUUAUCAAUGCAUGAGAGGGCUGAGAUUUGUUUAUCGAGGAGUGCUUUCAGUCCAUCCAUGCAGCACUUUUUUCCUGCAUAUUCUCGAACCAAGACACUGACUGAACAGUGCUAUCAUUCACCAAGUAAGCAAUACAGGUAACACAUGUAUCUACAUGCAUUAGCUGUGACUUUAUUCACCUGUCUAAAUCUAUACCCACUUUCACAAUUAAUGCUUCAGGUGCCCCAGACUUUUGAUGGACUAAAAGCACUCUUACAUAAGAGACAGGCUUCAUGAAAAACCCCUUUAACAACUUCAAUCAGAGCUGUCGCUGAGCCUCCCUCUGAACUCCAAUCAUAUUUAAUGUCAUUUGUCAUUUACAACAUUUAUUAGUUUAAUUGUUUUCUCUCCUAAAAUAACAGAUAAUAGAUGGAAACCUGGAGAACAGGUACGCUAACAAAAAAGACUUGAUUAUAUUCACAUGGCGGCCUUUUUUUCCUGACUUUAUGCUCAGGAUGGGAAGAUAAAACACUGUUGAGACCAUCCUUCUUCUGGGCUCAAUGUUUGCAAACAACAAAUCCUAAAACAGACCAAAUAAAACCCUUAAAACACAAGCAUCCACUGGAUUUAUUAGGAACCGUACAACAAAGAUCAACGAUGGACUAAAUUCACAAAAUACAACAGCAGUCUCUAAGUCUCAAAAGAUUCAUGGUUGACAACCUCUGUUGCAUGAAGGGCUGGAGACGCAACAGAACACAAACCAGGGGAAAUUUCACAGCUGCAAGAUCUGUCUGGGAGUAGCAAGGGUGCUAGAGCAAAUCCAAGAAGGUCACGAGUCAAUCACAGGGCUAACAUAGAAAUAAACGACCACUCACUCACACCAUCAGUCCCAGUAGCCAAUGCAUGCAAAGGGAGAAGGUGCAAACUCUGAGUAGCAAGUGUCUGCAGACCGGGAGACAACAAACUAUCGUGCAGCAACAGGUGGAGAGAGGAGAGCAGGGAGAAGAGCAGAAGGGAGGAGGAGGAGGCGGCAGGGGUGUGAAUCUGUUUGUGCCUGAAAAGCCAAAGGAAAGACUGUAGCGAUCAAACACUUUUCAGCCUGAUGUUAACAUUAUGAAGGACGUUAUGUAAACGUUUGUUCAAUCUGCAGCCUGUGAUAAAGUCAAAUCCUCCUAUUUUUGAUGACACAUUGUAGAAAAACUUAACUAGAAGUAAAAUCUGACAUUUAAUCUAGUCAGAAUUAUCGCCAAAAUCAAUUUAAAGCUCUUAAAGUGUAGAAUUGUUGCAUGGUCCCUUUUUAUUGUAAUUGUACAUAUGAAAUUUAUAUCAUCCACUUAGACAGAGAACAAAAAUCCAAAACAGUUGAUUUCAUCAUUUACUUAAUCUUUCAGAGACUUAAGAAUAUUUGUUUUAAGUGGAUAAAAUGCAUGUGAUGCAGAUGUUAAAAUCAUGGGUAACCACUUUUAAAUACCGAUUUCAAUGUCAGUCAAAAUGACUGUGAUUAUGAUUUUUGCUCCAGUCUAGCAGGCCUCAGUCCAGGAGGUGCAGUCUCAGAGUUAUGAUCCUUGAACUGCAGCUUCUGGCUCUGCAGACACAGAGUACAGGAGUAAACUCCACGCAGAGAGACUCCUGCCAGGUCAGAGUUUGAGCCAGGAACUUUCUUGCUGCAUGGCAACAAUCCUAACCACUGCACCACCACCACCGCAGCUGCUGCAGUACCAUUUAAAUAAUAUAAAACUAUUUUUUUUCUGACAUACUGAUAGAUUUACUGCUUUUACUGAUGUGGAAAACUCAUCAGAGGGUACAUAGAGUCUGAUCUUCCCAUCCUGAGCAUAACGUCAGAAGAAAAUGGCUGUUUUGUGUUAAUGAUGCAGUUUGUUCAUCUGUACUUUUAUCAGACAUCUGUAUUUGUUUUCAUAGAUUACAUUCUUUGGCAAAUUAACGUCAACAGAGAUGAACCUGAGCGUAAAAGAGGCCCGCGCCUUGGAAACUGACCGGUGGAAACUCUGCCUUGUUGUGAAUGUAUGAACAUCACUCGACCACACACACACACACACACGCUCGCUAUCUGAUUUUAACAGUGCCACCACAGACUGCUGCAGACUGACUCUUUAAUACUACCCUUCUUCUUCUUACCCAUCUGACUACGUUGCAUUUUUUUGGUGAGGGAUCUCGUUCUGGACUACUUUUCUACUUCUGUUUUUUCUUUUUGUGCAUUUGGUUGCUUACUAACCUGGAGGGGACAGUGAGUGACAUCUGCAGGAGGAGCAUGCACAUACUGUACGAGCAGAUACAGCUGACAGGUCCACUUCACUGCCUUUUCUUUGUUUCUUUGCAAUAGAGUACAUCAGCACUGUUUCCCAUUGUCAUUCUCUAUGACAAUAAAUAAUUAUAUUGUAUUCCUCUGGAAUUAUUGCUAGACAUAAAUGUAAACCUUUGUAAGGAAUGAUGAUUUUUACACUGAGAUGCAACAUAUGAUUAUCACAAUUGAGGAAGAGAUAUUUAGAGCGCUAAUAAAAGACGGGUUUAUUAGAUUUACUGCUGGGUGUCUUCAAGUGUAAUCACAUGUACUAUAUAAAAAAUUUCUUUUCAGUACA